AAGGGGAACUAGCGCGAAUGACACAAAUGGACCCUCAUAAAAGGGGCGCGUGCUUGGUGCUGCAGAGAGCGAGGAGAAGUGGCAAUCUCCUACAACUGCAUCCACGCGCGAGGACAGAGAUUCACUUCAGGUGAGCCUUAUCUAUCAGUCUCGGCAAACAUGCUGUAAAUUUCCUCCCAGCUUCUUGCAAUAUACGGCAGGCAUUUACAAUAUUUUACAACUUUUACCGACCUUAUCCCGUCCACAUUGUCUGAUAGGGUUACGAUGAAACCUUCAAUCCGCUUUGCAUGUUUAAGUUUUUAUUAUUUUGCACCGAAUUCAUCCAAAGUUUGUACUCCGCAAAAAUCUGCUGAAUCAGACCUUUACCCAGGGUAACGUUUCACUCCAGAAACGGCUGGAUUUCUGCUAUCUGAGCUGUACGGAGGCUAUUUUCGAGGAAAUAUAAUCGACAGACAGAUAUACAGAGUAGCAAUGAAAGGUCUUUUGAUUCAGUCCUCUCACGUAGGCUUGUUGUCUGUAUGUAGGCUGUGCUCUUCAUCUCUCUGUGGGCAUCUCUCUUCCUUCUCACAGCCGGUUUGUUCAGUUGUCUCAGUGUGUGUCCACUUUUAAUACAGUUCUGAGCAAAUCAUGUGCAGCCCUGGACAUACUGUUGCCUACACGAAUGUUUGGGCUACUUUCCAUGAUGCCCGAGGGCUGGGUCGAACAAGGUAAAAGCUCUGUCUUUUUUUAGUGUUUCACUCUCAGAUAAAACUGCGGUCAUUGAGAGAGGCAAGUGAGUCUGGGAUAAUUAAAAUGUGUUAGAAAAGGUAAAUAUCCGUGUAGCCUAAGUGGAGAGCUUGUGUAAAAAUCAUUAACACAAUGAUGGAGUGGAUGCAGGUUGGGUCUAUAAACCAAGCGUUUUAUACGCCAUUACACAAUCAAUCAGCAUUCAUUUAGCAAUGAAGUCAGAGUUAAAUAAGGUCAAACACUUUCCGAGGAUAAAUAGCUUUCAUUGGGCUGCUUGUUCCUCUAUGCAAGAGAAGUCAACACACUAUCUCAUGUCUGACUUUUGCUCAGUAGUGACCUUUUCUAUAAUCUAGGUAAUGAGUGGACUGAAGGUCAUUGUAUCUGUUUUUUAUUCAUCAUCUCACCUUUGGUUAUAGUUUGUGCUCAACCUUUCAAAGCUAAAGUCAUCAGUAUGUGUCGGCAGAAAUAAGAUAAAAAGUCAGUUUACAUCCAUCACAGGUCUAGACUGUAUACUGGAAAGUAACUGUACUUCAUAUAGAGGGAAACCAGUAUGUAAAGGGUUUGAGUUUAAUUGCGGAGAUAUGACAAAGAAUUUUGGUACCUUUCUUCUAACAGCAGUAAGCGAUAUCUAACUUUAACUUAUUUUGUUUUUGAUAAUAUCUCUGGCAUCUUUAGCUGCAUAGAGACACAUAUAGAAGCAGGAGAAGUUUUUUCAGGUGAGUAUGCACCAAAAGUGUUGCCCACUAGGCGGUCUGUUCAUGUGUAGGGCUCUAUGCUGAGCAGUUUAAUUUAUUUUAAAUAGAAUAUGUGUUUGCCAUCUGUUAUCAGUCACCUGGAGGACCUCUCUCUCUCUUUCCUCUCUGUGAAGUCCCUGAGACAUCUGCUGAGCAGGUAACUGAGAGAAAGGGAGAGAUGUACAAGAGUGUAACAGACAGAGUAUAGAUUCUGAUCAGAAACUAUUCCAUUAAAAUUUGAUAUACAGAUAACUUCAUAAGAUAAUAUUUAUUAUACAUUCUACUAAUUUUAGUACCACCAAGUGACUGCUCAGCUACGAUGCUUUCCCACAGACAGUGCUCAGAGUGUUUAUAAACAAAUGAGUUCGAGGACACUGUAAAACAAACUACUUAGUGAUACCAUUUCUAGAUUACUCUGAGAAUUGUUACCCUGUAUUUGGUCUGUGGAAAGUGUUUUCAUUCCAGUGCAUUUUAGAAAGCAUAAAAUGAUAUUGAUUAUUUAUCAUAGUCUAGUAUCUGCUCGAUGGUAUCUGCCAGCAGUUGAGCUUUGGUGUUUAAUUAUUAAUCUAUCCAAAUGACAUAGAUUGGGGAUUUUGAGCUGAUCGAUGGCCAAAGGUUUGCAUGACUGACUCAAGUAUGUCACGGUGCUUUGGUGUUGUGAGAACAGUGGAAACAUAAAAAUGGAUCAAUAUUUUAAAUUAUUAACAUUUUCUUUAAGAAUUCUGUAUCUGCAGUUUCUGUCUUGUAAUUGCUCAACAAACUUGACCAACAUUUUUUCAAUUCAACCUUUUGUGUAUCAUCUUAUGUGGUGCAGCAGAACCAAGAAGCCUCGUCUAUCACACUAAGAAGGAAGCUUGUGUGUAUUUGUCACACCGCUGCAGUUGAUUUCUAUCUAGCAACCUCAAACUUUGCAUGUCUCCUUACUGCUGCAAUAUUUCAGUUAAGCUGGGAUUGUGAGACUGGUCAAGAAGACUGUCAAGGGCUUGCAGGUGAUCUGUUGCUGCUUUGACUCUGAGCUUCACUGAAAUUAACAAAGUCAAAUAUAAGUUGGACUUUGUGGAGUUAUCGAGAUGUAUUUCCUGGUUUUUGUUUAGUAUUUUUUUCCUCCUUCCCUCUUCUAUUACCACACAUUUUUAUGCUCUUGCAAUAGUUUUAAUCACAAACCAGUUCAUCGGCAUGUGGAAAUAUAAUCAUGUCGCAUUCCUACAUUUCAGAUGCACACUUCCCUUUGAGCCUGGAUUGUAGCUUUCUGUGGUUGGCCUCCGGUCAUGUGGUGUGAACUCAACCUUCCAUUGUCAGUCAGAGCUGAAACAACAGAGCACAUACAUCCAGCUUCUUGUUUAAAGAGCUUUGGCUGCCAGACUGAUGACUCACUUACUGGCUGCUUGUUGGCUUUCCUAGCGAUGUGGUCACUAUAGAGCCAUUACUGAAGCUGGACAUUGACAUUUUCUCUUCUAUCACAUGAAUGCAUGCCGAGUAUGUGUGUGCUGGUGUGUGUACAUGUGUGUGUGCUGGUUUGCAGACUGGAUGAGUGUUUGCCAAACUGGGGUUUUGAUCAUGAACAUAGCAUGUAUUGUGUGCGUACGUGUGUGACAGAUUGUGUGGGUAUUGAAGGAAACCCAGUGAUCAAAGAGUGCUUCUAAUAUAAAGAAGAGGGAAGGGUCAGCAUGCGUGACAAAGUUUUAUGACCUACCAAAACUUUUCCUCUUCCUGUUUCUACUGUCAUAGAAUCACGUAUUCAUCCUUUUUUUUUUCCUCUAACCCCCCUGUGGUUGUCAUGGGGGGAGUUUUUUUUAACCCCUUAGUCAUACAAAUGCCAGGAAUCCUUGUGAUUUAUCACUCACGUAAUUUGAUCCGGACAACAUGGUCUUGUUUUUUGCUGUGAUGUGAGAUAUGUCAAAUUUUAAUCCAACUAUUGUUUGUCUUUCAGGCUGACAGUCUGCUGACGGCAAUUCCUGCUCAUCCUCUUGCAUCUGGCUCAAUAAGAAGAGCGUCUUCUGUGAGUACACGUCUUUGAUUUUCUCUGUGGUCAGUAUCAGUUUUCCACUGCAGAUCUUAUUGCUGACUAAGUAGUGUUCAAGUUCACUGUUCAUUGGUCUCAAGUGAAGCGUAAGUGUUUUCUCUGUGUCACGGGGCUAUCAGUUGCAAAUAUCAAACUGAGUUUAUCAGAAAAAAAUAAGAGAUGUAUUAUUAAGUCUAUAGAAUUAACCUGGAUUAACAGAUGAAUCUUUUAACUUAUAGAAAAACAUCUUUGGCUAAUAAAUUUUCACAGCAAAUUGGAAUCUAGUACUUGAAAUUCUGUUAAAGUUGCAUUUGCUCCCUAAAUUUAAAUCUGUUAUGGACUGUAUCUGGGAGCAUUUGUGUAAAAAUUGACUUUCCCCCUCUAUAAUUUCUUAAUGAAAAUGUUGCCAAUACAGUGAUCGCUGGUUGAUAAGUAAUGCCAAAGAGGUGCAGUGUUUUUAUGUCUAGCCUAGAGCAGCUGAAAUCACAAAACAUUCAUUCAAUUCACUUUUCAGUCUUGCUUUUAUAUAAUCAAUUAAAUUGUAUCUUAGCAUUCUUAACUUUCAGUGCUCAUUUUGUAUUCAUUGAUAUCAGCUCAAAUCACUCCUUAUCAGUGCACUUCAUUGUCAUGUGGUGGGGAGCUAGCUAAUGCAAACUCAGAUCUGCAGAAAAGAGCAGAUUAAGAGAACACUGAGGGAUUUGUUUGUAGACCAUCAAACAUUACAGGAGAUCAUGAAGAUAGAAAUGGUGAUGAUAAGGUGUAUUGAUGCACCAGAGGCACAGAGGGCUUAUGGUUUUUGGAAAGAGCGGCUGACCUCCAAUUGCUCUGCUGUAAUAUAUGGCACGAGGCACUGCAGUUUUUAUACUGGGACCAAGGUUGCAGGUUGCACUGCGGCGACUACAGAGUCCAAACAUUUCUGUGACCAAACAUGGAGUGCCAGACAUUAGGGAUACUGGGCAAAUGACAAUCAGGUUUGAAUGUCAAAGUUUUACACAUCAGGAUGAAAUGAAAUGCUAAUAUGUAUCUUACAGUCGAGGUGCUCCUUAAUUUUUUGCGAGUCUGCCAAACAAUUUGAAGUUGGGAUCAUGCAUGCUAUUUAGAAAAAGUUACGAAAGACCCUAAGAAGACUGUCAUUCACUUGGUUUGUCAUUUCACUUGAAAAAUGGUUUCAAAUAUUAGAUGGUCUCAGCUUAUCAAAUCAAAAAUAAUGUCCGCACAUCAUCAUCAUCAUUGGCUGACAAUGAGCAACCACAGCUGCCCACUGUUAAGCUGAGCUAAUGCAAUUCACUAUACACCCCAACAGAGUUUCCACUGACCCUGAGUCACCUCAGCGUCUGCAGUGGUCUCCUCCCAAGAAAAGCCCAAAAAAACAAAUCACAAGAAGUUAGUUCAGGGUUAAAAUGACUGUCUUUAUGUUCAAGCAGCCGCAGAUAUUUUCUCAUUGGUAAAAUGAAAUCCUUCCUGUUUUAAAGUGUGACCUGUCCACACAGAAACCAGAAACAACCUUUAUAUUAUGAACAAAGUGCUGCUUCUGAGUCUAACAUGAUACAAAAUGGAUCCCCUAUUAGCGUCAGAAUCCUAUAUAAUCAAUACAUAACUUCAAAAAUGUGACAAACUUUCUUUGUAGAUGUUAUUGACCCAACUUUGAAAUGCAUAACAAUAGAAAGCAACAAUCCUAGAUAACACUGAUUCACAGCUUUUUUAUACAGUGUUUCAAGACAGACAGAGUGAGUGAUGGGUGCAGGAUGUUGGCAGGCGCCUGUCAUUGUUUGUGGGUCAUAGCAUUCAUUUCCCUAAAGGAUGUAUAGUCUGCUUCAGUGUAUAUGGAGAGUAUAAAUCCAUGGGUAAUGUCACAUUUCUGUUGCAUUCAGGGAAGUCUUAAAUAUAUAGCUUCUGUUUCCUUUGCACUCUCUGUUUUUGCCCUAUAGAGUUUACGAUCCUGUUGGCUACUGACACCGAAGUUGAGUUUAGCUCAUGGUUGCCUUAAUAUUUGUGAAGCACUGCCGGAAAACCAAUUCACCUAGACCUGCGCCAUCCACAUCUGCCAAGAUUUAUUUGCUUGAUAUCAUGCCACCUUUUAAUGACCUGGUUUGACAGAGAAGUUUCCAAACAAUGGUGUAGCCAACCUGAUCUUCCUGGUCUUAUAGCCCACUGUGCUUUAUUCUUGGAGCGCCAUCUUCUGGGUAAAAUACCACAACAUACAAAAAAGAUACCUCCCCAUGUCUUAUGCUGGUAUAUGGGUCGCACUGGUAGCUACUGGGUCACAAUCAUUUGUUCACUCAACAGUGUUGAAAAGAACACAGGUGAAAGCUGCAGUGCACAGUGAUUAAUUUCUCUCAGUUCAGUUCAUCUGACAGAUUUGCAGCCAUGUUGUUAAGGGGGUUGCCAAAUGGCGACACUCACUGUUGGACCUUCCUGGGUCCAGAGUCCUGCAGAGUCUGCCAGGCCUUCUGUCACCUUCUGAUUGUAGCUAAUCUGUUAUAAUUCCCCACAAAAGCUUUAAUUUAUAAGAGCUUACAUUGAGAAGUUUUUGUAAGUUAAAGGACAACAGACAAAGUGCUGACACAGACUGGGCUUCCAUCAUUAUAAAGCAAUACAAGUUAAAUAGAGGGAUUUGAAUAUGAUGGGGUAAUUAGAACGUGUGUGGGUGUUGUGAGUAUGACAGAAAGACACUCCCUCUUAAUUAUUGGCCUUUUUCAGCAACUCCAAUCAACAGUGACUCAUUCAGAGACAUCCUUGUCGUGAUGUCCUGCCCACAAUUUAGUUCUCAUUUAGUUCCUUUUUCUCUGGAAAGGUUUGGGGUCGAGACAGCGGAAUGAGACUGAAACGGUCUUGUGACAUGUGGUCCAAGAGAGAAAGGCACACAAAGUCUGGCCUUUCCAGCUUUUCUCUCUCUCUCUCUCUCUCUGCUUGCCACUCUAUGUCUCUCUCCCUCUCUCUCUCUUUUUCCCUCUCUCUCUGUGUACAGUAGGGCAGUGGGUUCCCUGCAUGUGGCCUCUCACAGUGAUGUCAUCUUUCAGCUGCCACAAAUCAGAGUGUUGUUUCUCUUCCUCCUCUACAAACUCUUCUCAGCCUUCGCUUGUCUCAAAAGUUCAGUUUUACUGGAGUCUGCUUCACUGAAUGCAAAUAGAGAAGCCUGGUUUCCCCUUUGGCUUCAUUUAGAGUUUUGUUCUGACUUAAACAGUAUCUGUGUUGGCAAUCAUGUUUUUACUCUUAGAGAAAACAUAUCACUGGGUCAAUAAUCAAUAAUCACAUGUUCAGUGUUAGGUGUGUCCACUGAAGAGGUUUGAAAGACAGAAUCAUGUUAAUUCAUCUUUACAUCGAAUUAAAACUUACUCCUACAACCUCACGAUUGUGAUUUUCUCAUGUAAAAACAAUUUCUGUUUGCUAUGCAUGUUUACUUUAGGGAUGUCCCAAUAUGAUAUUGAUAUCGGUCCAAUAUCAGCAAAAACAAAACAAUAUCUGAUUAUAUCGGCAUGCAUCUAAAAUCUCGGAUAUCAGCACUCUGAUACAAGCAGUCCAUUCCAGACUCCGCUCCAGCACCUCUAUCUAGCAGCGCCUGGAUCCAGCAUGUAGAACCCACACGAUCACAAUAUUGGCCAUGUUGCAGUAUUUGUAAGUUAUUUGCUUGAUAAGUGAUGCACGAUAUGAAAAAUUUCAACCGAUACCGAUAAUUUUCUUCUUCUCAUGGCCAAUACCGAAACCGAUAACCGAUAAAUUCAUAUUUUUACAUUUAUUAUAAUCUUCAUAUAAUCUGCAGUUUAUGCAGGAUGCAGCGAUUGAAAACUGAUGUUUUUGUUGCUCUGGCCUAUCUAGAACAACAAACAAAAGUUUUUGGCUCUUCAAAUGUGGUCAUUUGCUAUAAAUAACAAUAACAGAGCAAAAAGCAGAACUUCAUUUGAUCCCCUGAACUGUUCAACAGAACUGUAAACUGUAAAGGAGCUAUUAUGAGACGUUAGGCUUAGCAUGCUGACCGGACUAACAUCUGACGUCCAUAUGUCUGUGGUAAAACUCACGUGUAGUCCGUUCUUGUCGAUCAGGUUGUGAAUGUAUGUGGCGACAAUAUCAUAGAGUGCAGGAAGAGACACAUCCGAGAAGAAGCGGCGGCUUGGGAGAGUGUAAUGUGGCUCCAAGUGUGCUAUUAACUUGCGAAAACCCGGGUUCUCAACGACGGAAAAAGGCUGGUCGUCGACCGCUAUGAACUCCAUCACUUUGUCGUUAAUGGCUUUAGCCUUUUCGCUGUCUCUUGAGAAGCUUUUGCAGUUUUCAAACGCCUGCUGAAUGGGGACAUCGAUCCUCCGUAGUGUUGUUGUCUUAGCUUUAGUACCGCUAGCAGCUUCGGCGGCUGUCUCAUAUUCUUUUACUACCGCUUCGCCGCGAUGGCGACUUUUCAGAUGAGCUAUCAGAUUCGCUGUGUUAAUACUUGACGUCUUCUUUCCUCCUCUCGGAAUCCUCGCUGAACAGGUUUUGCAUAUAGCAAUGCUGUUGUCAUCUUCUGCCACUGAGAGAAACGACCAUGCUGGUGAAGACAUUUUAUUAUCUGUCAGGUAGUGACGGGGUCAGGCUUGGGACCUGCGAGUAAGGCGCGAUAGAUGACGUAACCAGCGCGUCUCGGACGGGCGGCUACUCCGCCUGCAAACGUUACUCGUAAUUUCAUUAAUAUAUCGGAUCUUUCUAUCGGAAAAAUGCACCUAUCGGAUCGAUAAAAAAUGACGUAAUUUCCCCCCAAAUCGGCCGAUAUUUUAUCGGUCCGAUAAAUAUCGUGCAUCCCUAUUUUUUUUAUUUAAGUUCAAAAAAGACAUUGCAGCUGAAUGCAAAACUUUUCAUACACAAUUUUGUGCCAAUAUUAGGUCAAUAUGGUAUCAGCCAUUACUAAAGGCCACAAUAUCAGUAUCACAUCAGAAGUUAAAAAGCUGGGACGGCCCUAGUUUACAGACCUCCAAAUAGAGGCUCAGAGAAGACAAAUACCUUUUUAUAAUCACAAUCACCUGUUUGCACCUACAUUAUUGUUUAAGUCACAUUUAACAUGUUUUUGUACUGCUUGAGUUUCAAACAUGGUGGUCGAGGUAAAUUCUCAGCAGUCAUGUAAUAAUAUCAUCAAGGCAGACUUCAUUCUCAGCACUUUUUUUUUUAGUCCAGUUUGGUCAGUGAAUGUCAGGGCACCUACAUGAGAUGCACCAACUGAUUUGUGAGUAGGACAAACCCACACAAAUAGUGUGGGAAGCAGGGAUAAGAUUAGAAAAGUGUUAAACUUAAAAUGCACUGCAGCCCCACAGCAAGCAUUUCUUUUGAUAAGAAGUUCAUCAUAUAAUUUAUUCAUACAUUAUUACUCUAAAAGAAUCCUCAUGAGAGAGCAUGGCUGAAUCUUGCCUGAUAUCACAUUCUCUGCUGUAUAAUUCUGAUUAAGAUGGAUAGGUCUCAGUAAGUGAUAACUCGGAAAGGAUUCAGUGGCUUAAAGUAAAAUAACAUCUUUAUGUGAGUGGUAAGAUUAAUUAAAAAAUGACGGAUAAUGAGAACAGUUCGGUCAUAAGUGGCAGUUAUGAUUAGGUUUUAAUAAUCCAAUAAACAGAUUGACUCAAUUAAAAAAUAUUAGUAAACUAAGGUUACAGGGUUCAGUAGGUGAGCCAUGGUAUUUUAGUAACAGUAACAAAGCAACCUGCAAAGUAACAAAGUGGGAUCCUGUGUUUUUACAGCUGCGAUAUGCAUUAUGAGUAACAAUGGAGUGUCUAUUCUCCAGGCUGUGUUUUUUUGUUCUGUCUUCUGCAGCGGCUUAAUACUAACAGCUUUAUUUACACUGAGAAUAUUAUAAAAAACAAUGUAACUAAACCGUUCACACUAUUGUAUCUUGUUAAAAAACAAAAUAACACUAAUGUAGCAAGCACUAUUUCACAUAUAUCAUGCCAUGUUGAUAUAUAUCUGAGAAAUUAGAACACUAUGAUGAUCAGAUGCUUCAAAAUUAAACAUAUAGGAAGAUGCUAGUGUAGACGUGACUUUAUAAAGACCUAAAUAGAAAAUGUUUUGGUCUACACUUUGUCUGAGUCCUCAGUGAGGUGAAUUCCAAUUCCCAGCAUCCCUUCCAGAUACAGGGCUAUUAUUUUCAAGGUUAGGUCAGGAGGAGAUACUGUUACAUAUCAGAUGUGUAUCUGAGGUGAUAAAACAAGUUUGUGCAAUCUGUUUUCUUCAUCUAAGUUUAGCUCUGUGUUUGGAAAUUGACCUCCAGGCUCUGACUUUGCAAUAGAGUUGGAGUGUGUUUGGAAGUAAUGUGAAAGUUAAAUCUUGCACUCAGCUGCUCUUUGUCACUUUGCCCCAAGACUCUGGAACAGUCUGCCAGAGGAUCUGACCUUUAAUCGUGAACUAAAGACCUCUCUGUUAAGUCUGGCUGAUAUUGGUUUCAUGAUUUCCUGUUUUGUAUAAAAAUUUAAUGUUUGUUGGUUUAUUCUAACCUGGUGUAAUUUUUUUUACUCACUCAUUUGUAUUGCUAGUUUAGUGUUUUUAUUUAUAUAUCUAACUUAUCUUUCUAUCUUUUUAUAUUAUAUAUUUUGAUGUCUUCUUUUAUGUUCAACUUAUUUUUUAUCUGUUUCAAUGUUUUAAUAACAUUUUUACUGCUAUUGGUUUGCAUUAGUCUCUCCUUAUUCUGUUUUUCUUUUUUCCAUCCAAUUGUUCCAUUUUCUGUCAUUGAUUUUAUUUAUUUUCUUCUUCUUAGCUGUUUUGUUUUCAAUCACUGUUAAGCACUCUGAAUUGCAUCUGACUUGUGUGAAAAGUGUUAUAUAAAUAAAGCUUGAUUGAUUGAAGCUUGAUAGACUGUUUAAAAAGAUGAACUACAUGACAACUCCAACAACGAGUGAAGUGGAAAUUUUAGAGCUCCCCCCUGUGGACUGGCUGCCGCAUUAGUCAUAAAGCCCACUUUCUCCAUGUUAACAGAUGGGACAUGAGUCAAACUAAAAGCCAUAGAGCUGUGGCAGUUUUCUCAAUAGCAAAGCUGUCUGCCAGCACCUGCUUGAGCUACCACCUGCAAACUCAGCCUGUAGGUGGUAGCUUCAGUAAAAUUUUAAUUUGAUGGGUCAUUGUGUUUUUCUGUCCUUUUCUGCUGAUAAAAGUAGGUUAUUGAGAGACACGGCUAUGAAGAGUAAAUGUUCAACAGUUUUCCGAAAAAGCAGAAUUUAUAUUUGCUGUGAUUUAAAACCAAACAAAAGGGGAUUUACCAUGAACUCGCUCAUCCUGGUGUUUAUUUUGGGUUCACUUCAGUUACACGUGAGGAGGUUGACUUUGUAUAGUCAGUGCCCACGCUCUAUUUUUAGAUUGGGGAAAAAAAGAGUUAUGCCUCCAUUAGACAUGCUCUGGGUUUUAAGUGCAGAUCUUGAAGUGUGAAUAAGGCAGAUAUUGUGUUGUUAAGGUUGAACAAAUGUGGGGAAACCCAACAAACAGGACCUGCUUUAUUUUAUUAACUGUUGUGUCUCAUGAUAAGUGCUGCUUGUUUCUAUAUCGAGGCCACAUAACUUUGUGUGUGAAUUUUUUAAAGCCUAUGUAGAACAAGUAUACAGCUUAAUGAUCCAAUGAAUUGAUCAAACCAUGGUCAGAAUAGAUCAUAAUAAGUUCUUUGAUUUUUGUUCGUCAUGGUUCCUUCAUUUUUCGGUAAAUUGGACUUUUCUGCCUGUUAAUGGGGCAGAGCUGUAAAGUCAGUUCAUCCCAGCUGUGUUGCACAGACUGUUCAUUGUCUGAUUACAGAGCAGUUGAACGUAACACUAACGCAGAUCCACACAUGGUUUUCUUGAGCCUCCUUUGUUUUGAUGCCACAAAAGCUACCUUUGUGUGGGUGUCCAGUGAUUUUUAAACAUAUGAUGCCUUCUGACUCCCCCUCCACUGCUCUCCAUUGUGCGUAGACUCGUUGUCAUAGAUGGACUGGUCAGAUGGGAACAUUUUCUCACUGCUGCCAGAAACGCAGCCUUGGUGACCUUGCGUGUACAAUACGCAACAAAAGUGCAAACAUUGGUUGUCAUAGAAGCAUUGUGGGUUUUUCCCCGACGCUGUUAAGACUUUCCCAUGCAGUCAGAGGCUGAAGCUUGUGCGCAAUGCCCUCAAUAAUCCUCUAUCUAUCCAAUUUUUUUAUACCUUUUUCUCCAGCACGUGGUCAGAUUGGAUGAUGGAGUGGCGGUGUCUCUGCUGUGUCAUCCAGUUAGCACUAAGAAGGGUCAUCGUUCAAUCGUCUUUAAAUGCCGAGCAUGUUUUUCAGUUUCUACUUCAUUUAAAAGACGAUUUUUUUUGUUUUGUUUUACUUAACUGAGGGCCACAGUAUCACAUACAGUCAAUUAUUAAAGAUAAUUAUGACAGUUUUUUUUCUUUAUUAGUUUUUAAGAUAAACAAACAAUUAUCUCCUGUUUUGCCUGGGGGGCUAACAGUGCAAAGCUGACAUUUUCAUCUAUUGUUUGGCACAAAAAAAUGGAAAUAAGACAGAUUCAGAGCAUAACAGAGGUUAUGAGAUGUCAUACGCUUUAGUCACAAGAUUUGCUGCACAUCACAAACAAAUUGAUAGCAAUUUUCUGCUGUCAUUACAUAUUUGUUCAAUUUUUACACCUCCCCUUUUUUUUCUGUGACUGUUUUGCACUUUCCACUUGUUUUAGUGUUGGGAAAUACAAGCCAGAUUUUAUUUCACAGGCACAUGUGAUGAAUUUUUAGACUGGAACAGAUGAGAAGUCAUGCUGUGUUGUACAUGUGGUUGCAAGCGGUCAUUUGUUUUUAAAGUGAUUUUAUUGAUUCGUAAAUAAUGAAUUCUUGCUGCUAAAAAAAGUCCCUCUAGUUUGACAGUAGCACUUCCAUAGAAAAGGUGUUUCUACCAGCCAACUCAGUACUUCAGUUACUUCAGGUAUUUGAAGUAACCUGAAACUUUUCAUAUUUAUUCACCCAUAAAUAAAUUUUCUGCAUCCUCUGAAAAUCCUUACAGUGUCUUCUCUCAACCCUAACUUUUCUGUUGGCAUUUUCCCCUCACUCCACCAGUCCUGUAACACGGCCGGAGUUCACACAGUUUGUGUUGUUUUGUGUCUGUUUUCUUCAGCUAAGUUGACAUCUUUUUCACUUAGCUCUUGUGUGAUUUAACAUCUCUUACUUUUCUUCUUCUUUCUGCUGUUGACUCUCGUUGAAGACUGAGUAAUAUCAAAGGUGCGAUCUGAAACCACCAUCCUGUCAACAGGAAGUUGUGGCAUCUUAAACUUUGUAAUAAAUAUACUGAACCCCCUGUUCUGGUAACUAAUUGCAAUCAAUCAUAAUUUCUAAGGGGUUGUGAUCAAUCAGAAUCAAGUAUUUAAAACGAUGAGAUGAGUAAUUUGAAAGCUGGAUGGUUUUAUUUGAAAAAGAAAAAAAAAAAAAAAUAAUUGGAGUCAAAGUCACCACUAUGUUAUUUUAUCCAAAAAGUGACAGAGAGAAAUAAAACUCCCCAAAUUAUUCUGGACCAAAUAGAUGUUGAUUGAUUUUCUGUUUUGUUUGAUUAAAAGUACCACAGACUACGGACAACUUUGCUCUGCCUUCCAUCAUUAAACAAAUUUGAAGCCAAAAUGCUCCCAGUAUUUCUGAGAUUUUCUCCAUUUCCUGGAACCACCACUUGCGCCGUAGCAUUGUACGCAUUUGGCGACAGAGUCGCUGUGAUGACGCUCUGUUCCAACAGUGUAUCCCUCAGGUGAGCUACGCAAUCUUCGUACGCCCAUAGGCUGUAUCAAGUGUAUCAAUUUCUGUAUCAAUUUCUAAAGUUUGUUUAUGAGUUUAUAACCUACACUGCAGCCCGUCACCAGAGGGCGAUGUAUUUGGAGUGGCUUCACUCAGCGAGGAGGCAGAUGACAGCCAUUCUAUAUACAGUCUAUAAAAAGUAUUAAACCAACUUACACAGUUUGCAGAGACCUUUGAUGCAAAUGUAAACACAAAAUAGAUUUUGAAACAAGUUUGUCUAAAUGUCUAAAAAGUUUAUAAAAUACUCAAAAGUUUUGUCCUUCAAGUAGAUCUUUUCAUAUGUUCAACAGUCAAAGCCUGACCAUGAAAUGUUUUCGGCUGCCUUAUGACUGUGCAUGUCUCUGUCCAGGACUCAUCAACAGCAUAUUGACUGUAGGGGUGCAGACAACACCACAGGGAUAAGUUCUUGCUGAGGUUGUACAGAUGAUAGGAAGCUCGAGGCUUGUUUUUAACAAGUGGAGGCAGGAGUGUGUGUUCUAUUCAGCAUCUUUUGUCCAAUGUUCUCUUUGUUGUGAGUGAGAGGUCCCUCGGGUUUUUAACUCUAAAUGCUCUUCAGGGCCUCAGGCUCACUCUCAUGGUGUAGAGACAGCGCCCUGAGCUUUUCACAGAGGUGCUGCUGAUGGCAAGGACGAAGUCUUACAAAAAACUUUUUGAAACAAAGUCUUUAUAUCUUUCAAGCAGACUCAGAGGAAAGCUAAAAAGAAAUCCAACCCGCAGGUAACAGUGAUCCCUGAUUUGCUUUUUUCAAGUGCACAAAUGUAGACUCUCAGUCUGCAGUGAGUUUGAGAAAAUAAAUAGCACAAAUCAUGCACAUGUUAAUAGUUGGCAGUGUAACUAAAAGCAGUGCAAAAGGCUGCAUUGGCAUAAAGGGGUUAUCCCAGCAGCAUAGUUCACAAAUUAUCAGUCAGUGUAAUUUUCUGUUUUUUUUUAUAUGGAACUGAAACCACGGCUUUGAAAUAGCAUUUUUUUUUGUUUGAGUCAAGUCCUUUGAGAUACAACAGCCUUCAAAUACUAGAGUAUGAAGCACAGAGACACUCUAUAACUAUUAUGGGGUAUCUGAUCAUCAUACUAAGUGGUCUCUUUGAGGCUGAAAACUCCCCUAACUGCUUGUUAUACAACAUAACCCAGCUGCACAGUUGGUUUAUUGAUCCCUGUGGGGUGUGUUGUAUGAGGUUUAUCACAGUGUACCGAGACUUGUCACGUACCUUUCCUCUGAAGAUUUGUCUAAUUGCCUUUUAAGCCUUCAAUCAUCAUUGGGCCACAAGCUUGUGCUGUCGGACUUAAAUGGCAUGCUUUGCCAUCUAAUCAUUAACUAUUUGUCUAUUCUGGUCAUUCAGUAAAGUAGUCUGAGGUUCUGGGGUUAUUUUACCACUUUAAACAGUUUUGCUUUGCCUUGGGGAAAAACAAGAUACAGGACACAGUGAGAUUUUACAUCUUAGGCUGGCUGGAAAAUGAUUUAAGAAAAAUCCAACAUUUUGUAAAAAAAAAACAAAAACAAACAGGGCUUGUGUGAGUCUGAAUCCUACAUGAUGUUUGAGUGUUCAUGGAAAACAUUGUAGACAUUUGCCUCACCAGAUAUGAUGACUGAAAUGUUGUAAUUUCCUGAUUUAUACCUUUCCUGGACUCAAGUUCUCUGAUUUAAGCUGAUAACUGGCAUGUAAAUUCAGGUUUGCCUGAUCCUCAUUUUUCACUGGGUCUUAGUUUCACUGUAAAAAGUUAUAAACACAGGUAAACCAGAUUUGUCUUGUUUUGAGUCCAAAAAUUAAAAUGACAAAUUUUGCCAGUGUUACAAUGUUAAGAUACAGAUUUGUUUAAAGUAAAAAAGUCAAGUUUGUCAGAAUGAGGAGAAAAAAAUUACUUUUUCUUUUAUAGAAAGAUCUGAAUGAACAUGUCUGCAUGUAUUCAAAGUCAGGGAACUCUUACAACAUUUAACUCUAGCCUAAUAUGCUAGUGAUGUGCAUCUGAAGGACGAAUCCCUCUGACUCUGAUGGAGGGAAAUGUCCUCGUAUCUCUGAAAUAGAUGUCCAUAAUAUUAAACUGUUUGCUGUACUAGCUCUGAACAUCUAACAUAAUUAUGUUUAGUGUUCUUGAAAACAAUGAGAGAGUGCAGUCAGAUUGGCAGUCAGAUAUUCAUGGUUCUCAGAGGAUACCUCUGACAGGCAUUGGUUAGCCCUCAAAUGUUUCACAUAUAGAGUGGCAUAAUCAUAUCACAAUUUUAACAGUAUCUUGCCAACCAAGUACUAUUGCAGUAAAGUGGGUAAAAACAGGUGUCAGUGGGAUCCCUACUUGUUUUUCACAGUCCUUUUUUUUUAUUUUUUAUCAGACUUCUGUCCCAUGCCAUGAUCAAAGGGAACUGCUUUUACAUCCCAUCAAAGGACAAAGAAAUGAAAGUCAGGGGUACAAUCACAUGAAACACUACACAGUGACUCUGCCCACUGAAACAUCCUCAUGGGCAAACCAAAAUAGAGCUUCAAAAACCCAGAUUUCUCAGAAGCAUCUGAAAUAGAGAUGAGACGACUUGUUUUAGCCUUGGGUUCAAAUGAGGAGCUAGUAGGUUGCAGUUGGUGGAAAUUUUGGUUGUUAUGGCACUGAUGGAGAGAAAAGGAAAAACUAUCAUCAUAUCAGAUUAUCAAACAAGUUAUUUAACCAUUGACUAUUGUUCAGGGCUGUAGUUCUGAAAAAUAGUCAUUUUAAUGCCACAGGGCUAUCAAGAGUCAUUGAUCCGACUCAGUUUCUCAUCUUGACACUCAAGAUCUGAGUACACCACUCCAAGUCCAGAUCCUGGAUCAUAUGAACAGGUUGAUGGCCCAGUAUCAAAGCCGUGGUGUGGUUGUUUUGUUUGCUGAACAACUACUGCACAGUGUCUUGAAUUUUGCAGGACUUCACCUUUUGACCUUUCACAAGAAUAAGGCUAGUUUGUUCAGGUAGUAAUAGUUACCUAACAGUGAGAAAAGAACAUUUAAGAUCGCUGCAGUGAUUUUUCAGUCCCUACUACAGACGUCAAAUCAUGUGGACGAAAUCUGAAUAUGAAAAUGUUUAAACAUCUGCAAAUCUGUAGGCUGUGUAGUAGAGUGACUUAAAAAAUCUGCAAGACUAAUGUAACCUGUUAAGACCCUGUGCUGUGGUCGUAGUAUUAGCAAACAGCAGCAGGAGCAGCCACUAUUAUUGAAAACUCUCUCCAGCCCUUCCUUGGCCAAGUCUGCGGUUAUUGGCUAGUUUUAUUGCUGUGCCGUUUGGAGUGAUGGCUUUGUGACAUGGUGUGAACACUAACAGAAUUUAUUGAUAACAGUUGCACUAAACAGUGAAGUUGAUGUAGUAAAGUGCUGCUCCACCUGCAUCUUUUGUGUCUCUUUUCUUCGAUGUGGGUUUCAGACAGCCACAGGAAGGACCAGAAUGACAAACAUUAGUUUCUUUUCAAUAUUUCGUAGCCUUUGUGUAUUCUGCUAACCUGUCACCUUCUUAAAUGUUUGAGGAAAGAAGUGGAGGUGUAGAUCUGAAACUCAUCAUUUUUUUUCCUGCUGAUAUGCAUCAUUAAAAAGGUUGCCUACUGAUUUGCAAGUGCUGACAACUAUCUUUGUUAAUGAAGGGCCAGCACCUAUUGUACCUGUGCAACAUUUAAGGUGGGAUGUGGACUCUUUUUUUGUUUCAGCAAUUCUGUCAUGAGGAUGUUUUUGGGCUGACAGCAGAGAAAGCCUCUGAGCACCUCUGUGCUGCCUCUCUGUAUACUUUGAACAAAGCCUUUUGUGUUUGCUUUUGAUGGGAGCAUUUGAUGCAAUUAAACUCCAUGCUGCAAAUGUUACUGCUCAAAAUUAUGGUGGUGCUCAGGCAGUUAGGAGAUGAGGAGAAGUAUUAGGAUUAGUAUCCCUCAUUGUCGAAUUGUCCAAUCUACAGUCUGCUGGUGCUUCUCUAGUGUUUUCAGUAAUACAUUUCUUAUGAAAUAUUGAUAAAGUCAUAAACUUGGCUGAUCUAACAUUUCGUUUUGUUUUUUCUUGUGAAGCAGCCACCACCGCCGAACCAUCUCCUCUGUAUCAUGAAGUAUGUUAUUUUUCUUGUGAAACCUACAAGGACACAUCUAUGCAGUCUUAUACAUUAUUGAGCUUUUUUCCCUCCUGCUGAGACGUGAGCCAGCAGUUAAAGAUUCACAUCUCGCAGAUGGAUGAACAAGUCUCAGCAUGAUCUGCUGUCAUUUUCUCUCUCAUGUCAUGUUUUCCCAGAAAAUCUUAAGAACAGCGGGGGGGUCGCAUGGAUAGAUGUUUGUUUUUAAGGGAAAAAAACAAAAUUGUGUGAUUUUGUGCUGCUUAGAAAUUCAUUUUCAUGCCACUUGACUGGGCUGAAAGGACUGAGAACAGCCCCCCUUCCUAGCAGCCAAACCCUGAUCCGAACACAAGGACAAUAGAACUCAGGUGCAGAUUAACAGUGACGUGAAAAUUAUUGAUCAACAUCUGUGACUAGGAUUAGUCACUCAUGUCUGCCUGUUGUUUUUUACAAGUGCUAGUGAUUGUGUUAUUGAUGAUUUAGUCACGGCAUUCAAACAGACAGACAGACAGACAGGAUGUGACUGAAAGAUCUGUGGGGACACACCCCAUGGACUUAAUCAUGUAACUAUCUCUUCACAGAAACAGACACACAGUGUCUAUUUUACACAGCAUUACAUACAGCAGAUGGUUUGAGGGGAUGGCUUCUUUUUAUUUUAGAGAUGGGAUUGUAUGAGGGAAAAGUUAGUUUAUUACCUAUAGGAGAUGUCGGGUCGGUGGCUGUUAUGCAAGCUAGGCUAUGAACCACUGCAGAUUCAUCAAGUUUGCCAAAUAAUAUAGCGAACUUUAAGAAAUCUGAUCAAAACAAUGUAAUUGAAAGAGUUUUUACAACUUAACCGUCAGAAAACUCGGCUGUUUUUUGCACUGUGGACUAAAGAUCGACCGAUAUGUUUUUGUUUUUAGGGCUGAUACUUAUCAUUAAUAUUCAAGGAAACCAAUAACCAAUAUUUAGAGCUGAUAUUCAUUUCUCAGUAAAAAUGUAUAUUUUGGUUUCGAAAUUCUAGAUAACACACCUGGGAAUUGACUGAACACAGAACACUGUUUUUUUCUUUUGUACACUGUAAAAAUCUGUAAUAAAAGACCUUAAACUGUUAUCAGUUUAGCUUCGUUGAAAAGGUUCAAACAGUUGUUUUAUUCUUAACAACAAAAACAACAAAAAGUGUAGAGGUCUUAUUGCGGCAUUUAUGAUGGACUCUAAUUGUAACAAUUAGAAGCUUGAGUGUUGAUUGGCUGUCUGUGUAGCCAAUCAGUGGGGACUGUAGGCAUGAUAUUGUUACAUAGCCAAGAGUGGUGACUUCAGGCAGAGAUAGGCAGCUGUGUAGGAGCCGAUCGAGCACAUUUUAAAAUAAACAGUUUUUAUCGGCUAUCGGUGGAAUAAACAGCUAAUCCCGAUAAUUGUAAAAAUGGAGAAUAUCGACCGAUAUUAUCGGCCGAUCCUUACUGUGGACGCGACACAUACUAUAUUUCCCUCCAUCUCCUAGAUUUGUUGAGCAACUUAAAAUUUCUUAAAUGAAACCAAAAGUUUUUCAUUUCUUCCACACUCUUGACACAUAAUUUUCUUUUUUGUUGUACCUUUAAAGAAUAAGGAAGUACGCCCACAUCAAUGUUUGUCUUUUAAGGAGAAAUGCCACUCUCCAGGUACAGGAUGUUUAUCAGAGCUUUGAUUCCCACUCAAGAAAGUUAAAAUAAUUCAGCUGCAGCUCUGAAGGUUAUUGCAUUACCAGAGUAUAAACUUGAGAUAUCUAUCUUACAGCACCUUACUACCUUAGUAUAUAAUGUAGGAGCCUUCUUCUUGCACAAAUAUCAUGAAAGCUGUUGCUGAGGUGUAGUAGUCAACACAGGUUUACCCAGUUUUGUUUACAGAAACCCAAAGUCAAGUAAAGAAGACCAGGUGAUAAUGUACAGUGAUGUGUACUUUACAAUGAGCAGCAGCUUAGCUGUGAUACACUCAAUGUAGACGGUAAAUUGCAAUUUUUUUAAAGGUGGCUUUCAUCUCAAUAGGAUGUCUAUAUGUAAGGUGUAUGAGUGUCCUCUUCACUGCUAAGAUAAAGCCCAUCUUCAAAAUGAAGAUAAAAUAUUCCUUUAUUAGUCCCACAGGGGGAAAUUCCAAAAUAGUACUGCAUAACCCUCCAUUUUUCCAUGGUUUCAUGGAAAAAUGGAAGGUUAUGCCUCAUUCAUUUAAUUACCAAAGAAGUUAAGGGAUAGCACACAUUAAGAUGUCUAGUGCUGUAAGUUUUUGCAAAUUAAUAGAUAAAAACAGAUGUUAAUUGUACACAACUACUUGGAAAACAUUUAUGAACAUGCCUAUAGUUUCUUUGGAAGAGAUCACAGGUUUGUUUCUUUUAGCACUCACAAAAUGAUUGAAAAUACAAUGAGGCUUUUACUUGUUUAGAUGCAGCCUUGAGCUCCCUGACUUAGAAAGACUGCGACUGAGAGAUCUUUUGUAUUAUUUGAUUAAGGAUGGGUUUUAGCUGUAAGCAUGUCCUUUCUCAUGCAAUUAAUCAAAGACAGUAAAACCAAGGACACAUUUGAAACCCUUCAAGAUCUCAUUAAAGCUUGAUUAUUGUAUGACUGAUUGGUUUAAAGAUAUGGUUUUGACAGAUGGUUCUUGGCAUUGCCAUCGAAAAACAGUAGACAAGUGAAAGAAAGGAGAGAGAUGGAUGAUGCAGUGGAUCUGGGCUAGAAUACAAAGGAAAAAACUUUGUGGACAGAUAUUUAAGGGUCUACAGCCAUGCAGAGGACUGUCAGACAGAUAAAGCUGCAGUUCUUGGGGCUAAAUGCAAACAUCAGCAUGCUGACCUGCACACAAUUCCAGUGCUGGUACUGUUGUUUUACAUAAUGUCAUACUUGUCAUUUUCUAUUUCUCUUAUCAGCAUGUUUUGUUGUUGUUUUUGAAGAAAAAUUCACUUUAAUUUAAAAUGAAGUCUUGACAAAAGCACCAAGAAAAUAUUGGAUUUUAUUUACAUAACAUAUUUCAUACAUAUGUAUGCACACAAUGUACUGUACAGGGAUGAAAACAACAGGGUUUGUAAUGAGCAAUCAAUCGUGUAGCAGUGAAAUAGAUUAGCACCUGUUUAACCUCACAAAGAAAUACUUUAUGACAUUGUCUUUCUAUCAUGAAGACAAGUCACGGCAGAAACAAUAGGCUAUGGACUGGACUAAUCAACAGGUCUGAAGCAAACAAAAGAUGUAUGAACUCAGGAAAUCCUUAUGAGGCUGUAGAGAAUGGCAGGACUUACCUGCCCGGACUGUAACCCCAGAAGAAAGUUGGCAGAGUUUCACUUUUGUUGUUUGUGUGUUUAGUUAAAGAAUAGAAACUAUUUUCUAUCAGUGCACACUAAACUGAGGCUGCUGACUGAAGUAUGAGCUCUGUCUUUGUCAUAGUAUUUUGCACUGCCCAAUUAAAAUCUCACCAGUGUGAAGAAAAGAGUUUAUUAGCUCUGAAACCAUCUGUUCAAGCUUUUACUGUCUGAAUAAAGGGUUGGAUCUGGGCCUGUAGGAGUUAAGAGGGUACUUUCUUUCAGCUCUUUUGAGGGCAUUUACAAAGAGAGACACAAUCCAUUUAUUUCAGGAAAUGACCUUAAAUAUGUCAACUGCCCUCUUAUAUGCAGCACGUUCAAUGUCAUCCUAUAGAAAGUGAGUCAGGGUUUCCAGCCACAACUAAAUAAAAGCCUCCACACCUUAAAAAUAAAGUGUUUUCUUAUGUGGCUCUAGGGCCGGGCAAUAAAAUGAAAAUUUACAGAUACCGAAAUUUAGGACAAUAACCGACGUCAUUUUGCCUAUGUCAGUAUAUUCAGUGUCAAAAAAAUAAAUAAAUAAAUAAAUAAAAGUUGGUUUUGGAGUUACACUAUGGUCUCAUGACUCACUGAUGCUGACGCUCAUGACGCUGUCCCAUCCCAUCCAGUCCGUAACAAAGAGGGAAAGACAGGUGAGGAAAUGAAAGAUGAUUUAAAAGUUGUAGUGGCUAAGGUGGUGGCUAAAGUAAAUGAAGUGAGGUGAGCAGCUUGUGGAGUAGUAUCCCCUAUUUAUUGUUAUCAAGGUGAACUGCUCAAUAUAUUGUGAUAUUGAUUUGAGGCCAUAUAGCCCAGCCCUAUGUGGCUCUACCUCGGACUCGCAUGUAUCAGAAUACAUGCAUCGCACCACUGAGCACGUGCUAACCAAGCAUCAGCAAGUUAUCGUCUGCUGUCACAUAGCUGAUUAAUUAGCGAGUUAUCAUCGGCAAUCACACAGCUGAUUCAUACCCCCCCACCCCCCUCACUCUCUGAAAACACCCCCACCCACCCCCCAAGCACCCUUGCACCCCAGAUCACACACCACCACGGACAGAUUCCUAACACUGUGAGUUGUACAAAGUCAUAUUUGACAAAAAAUGAAUAGAUAAGAGAUGAAAUGAUGAAAUUGUUCUUUGGCUGUCUCUUUUAACAGAUUCUACUUUGUUUACCACAGCAGCAAAACUGAAUUUUACUGAGAUGUUUUUUUGGUGGACUGUAACUUCUUUAAAGGCUGAUGCAAAGACAUGCAGACAGUUUCCAGCAGUGUUGAGCUGCUGUUCAGGAAAGAAUAGCCAGAACUUUUGAGCUCUCUGGGUAUUAAUGUUUCAAAAUAGAUUUUUUUUCAACUGACUUUCAACUUGUUUUUUUAAAGGCAGACAUUUGUUUCCAUACAGUAAGCUGUGGUAAUAAAGCAACUUAAAGACUCUGUCCUUUUCUGAACCUUCAGAGGUGCAGCUGUCAUGCAGUCAUGAUGGGAUGUGAUAAAAAUAAUCUGGUAAUACCAGUGAAGUGUGCUUUAGAUAUCAAGAAAUCUCUUCAACAAGUUUUCAGUCGAGUCUUUGUUGAGAUUAAGUUUCCAUCAAAACCGCAGAGAUUAAUAAUUUGUCAGCUACAUUGUCAAGGUCUUGACUAGUGCUAGUCCAAACUCUUAUUGCACCAAUAAGCAACAUGUUAAACAAAUCAUUUAGAAGUUGUAUCAUUUAAAGUCAUUUGUAGUAUUUUCAAUCUUUAUUUUUUCAUUCAGGAUUUACCAAUCAUAUCUAUUGAUCCAAAGGGAAAAUCAAAUCUGAGGAUUCCUGCAGAAAUUCCCUGAGCAAUUUAGAUUUUGUAAAUAUCCUGUCCUAAACUGGCAGUGUGAAAAGGGCUUGAGACAGAUUGUCAGAUCAUUUCAUUGUUUUUCCAUAAAUUGUCUCAAGUUCGUCGUUGUUAUGACAAUCAUUUCCAUCACAAUCCAGAAGUAGGAUCUGUUUCUGUUUCUCUGACAUACUGCCAGAUAAAUGAUAGAUACUGAGAACAGUGAAGUCAAACUGCUUCUUUUCCGACUCUAUUAUGGUCUACAUUCCCACUCAUUUCACUCCAGUAUUUGCCUGUUUUUGCUGAGAUGGUUAAUCCAUCACAGUUUGUGUAAUGUCUGCUUUUUUGUCAGUUACGUAAUGCAACACUGUGGAGACUUGUCAAAUUACUGCACACAGACCUGCAUUACCAGGAACAAUUACACAAGUCUGACAACAAUUGCAGACAUGAUGCCCACUGUGAGGGAGACAGAACAACUUCUAGAACUGACUCCUCUAUCACCCCUCAUCUUCUCCUUCUGCUUCUUCUCCUCCUCUGCUCUGUUUCCCGUGUGCAGGCGGACUGGUGAAGCUGCCCAGAGCACAAGAAGCAGGAGAGAGCUGCGAUUUCAGAGGAAGGAUCAGAGUCGGAAAGUGGGAGAGAGAGGGAGAGUGUCUGGCUGAACGCCCCUCAGAAUGAAGAAAAGCAGCAGUGCUCAGGUUGUUACACCAGGCAAUGUAAGUACAGUAUUGAUUUCUUCCAACCCUCCAUCUGUGCAGCAGCAACAGAUCCAUCCAUGCAUUUAUUACACAGCCACUCAUGCUCCUUCUCUUUAUCAGAUAUCCUGAAUCUUGUCUCCAAAGUUUACAGCCUCAUCCUGCAGUUUGCACAGACUCUGUAAAUGUUGUUACGUUUGUCCAAAACAUAACAAGCUCUAGUGGGAGCAAGGUGCAGAACUGUAAGUCUGUGGCGGUCAGUGAGUCAGGAACAGAUGACUGUACAGUACACAACAGACCGCUUUCCGGCAGGACACACCGCAGAGAGCAAGAUGGUGUGUGUGAGUGUGUGUAUGUGUGUGUUUCAGUGUUGGAAGAGAGGAUGAAGGACACUGUGUGCAUGCGGUUGUAUGAGUGGACAGAGAUAAAGGAUUGAGGACUGAUGCAGAGUUUUGAGGAAGGAUGCAGAGCAGGAAGAGAGGCCAAGGUGUUAAAGACAGAUCACAGCAGGAGGCAUUCAGAGCAUUGACUGAAUGGAAACAUGGAUGAGAGGAAGAAGAGCGGAGACCUGACAGAGAGGCCCAUCUGUUUCUCCUCCACGGCCCCAUGUUUAUGACUGGACCGGCAGGACGGAUCAUUUACUCUGACAUUGUCCAGCAGGAGCUCAGAGGCCAAGCUACAUCCCGGAUGAGGAGGAAAGUUUCUCCUCCUGCUGGCCUCCAUCAACAUCAGAUCCCUUUUAACAUUCAUAACUAGAAGCUACUUGAUAUUAAUGAUAAUGAAAAAUACUUACAAACUUCUUAACCUUGUUCAUUUUUUACCAUUUAUAAAGGAAAUUCACAUAAUAACCUAGCUUAAUGGCUUCUUUUGGUAGGAAAGAUUUAUAGUAAUUUUAACUUUAAUGCCAGCGGGGAUUUUUGGGAACAGCAGACACAUUUUUCAAAAGGUCUACAUCUCAUUUAGAAAUUAAAGAUGUAAAUUAAUAGAACUUUAAAUGCUCAGGAAUGUUUGUGACAGCCUCUUUAAUGUUUAAAAUAUUUAAUGUGUUUAGUGAUUUUGGGUCCAUUUGGAUUGAGAUGAAAAAGUAAAGACUAGACUUUUCGCCUAAUUUGACUACUUUCUGAGUGUUUCAUGUCACAGUGAUUUUAUUACCUAAACCUUGUGUAAGAAGCGGUUAGCUGGGAAUAAAACAGAUUACAUUUUUUUCAGAUUUGUCUUUAUGACCCAAAAAAGCAAAUGAGACCAUCUGGGAGAGGAGUGAUUAUUUUUAUGAAGAUUUUUUUAAUAGAUCUGUCAGCCCUGCAGCAGGAUAGGCGCCAGACGAAGCAAUAGAAAGCCAAAACAGCCUUUGUUUGAAUUCUCCAACAGAGAGAUUCAGUGCCAAUUGCACAGUGGACAUCCAGAAUAAAAAAAAAAAGAAGAGAUAUUUUUUUGUUACAAUAACAAAAACAAAGGUAGACACAAGGUAAGCUCAGAAGAUAAGCUAUACCGGUUUGUUUGUAGGGGUCACAAAUCUUGUGUUCCUUAACCAAAAGUUAAGGAAUGUAGUGAUAGUAAUCAAUACUUGCAUAUUUAGAAAGAAAAUUUCAGUUAAGUUUGACACAUCGAGGUUUGCAACCCAUAAAGAUUUGACAAAAUGCUUGACUUUUCACAUGAAACUCCUUUACAACUACAAUCACCUUUGAUGUUAACUCUUUAGGACAGGAGAACAACUCUGUAGAUAACUCAUUCCUCAGUAGAGACCUUGUAAAUAAUGGACCAUGAAGGAUCAUUCAAGGUAGGGAUGCUCAGAUCUGCUUUUUGGCCCCCGAUUCAGAUUGAGUAUCUGCUGAUGCCAAGUUCUGAUCUAAGUGGUAUUGCGUAGAUAUAAUAUUGCUGAACACCAAAGUUUGACUUAUUUUUGCACAAGUUUUAAGAAUUAAAAAUGGCUUAAAUAAAAACAAAACUUAAAGAUGCCUCCAUCUUAGUCAAUUUAAAUUAGUCCAGCUAGCCUUGUAGUAAAACUCACAAUCUUUUUGACAUACUUAUUUGUAUAAAUCGAUAAAACUGGUGUGCAUGUAAGACAGCACACUCAAACUAAAGGCAGUGCUACUUUAAAUGCAACAUACUCAAGAGACAGAUGAACGGACUGUCCUGUGCUUGACCGCCUGUUAAUCCAUUUACAAUCCUUGGAGAGUCACAGAAAGCUGCCAUAAAGCCACUGUUGUUGCUGUAACCUGGCUGUCUUUGUUUAUGUGUGUUUGCUCGCCAAAUCAAGUUGAAGCCAUGACUGGAGCUCCAUAUCGAUGGUUCAUUAAUCACUCUUAAGUAAAGUAUACACAGUCUGGCAAACCAGCAGCCCAGUCUCAUUUAACACUGAGAUUAGAUUAAACACAUCCCGGUUCCUGAUUGUUCUCUGAAACACUUGUAUUAAUGGCUAAGAUGGAAGUCAAAGUGAUUUACUUCAGUUGAGUCAGAUAUCUAUCUAUGCCAUAGAUGCAUAAAACCGUCCGCAGCCUCUUUCAUGGCACUCAGCUGUCACUUCAUAGCUUUGCAUUCCUCUUGUGUAUUGAAAUCACUUUUUACAUAAAGAAACAACGUAGCAACACUUUUAGAAUCAAAGCUCAAAUGUCCUUGCAGUUAACACUUAUAUUCAACCUUCAUAGAUACAGAUGUUCAAUUACUGAUAUUAGAAAAUCUUGAAAAGGCUAAGUUUUAGUACUACUAGGAAAGAAACUGUUCAGACAUCAGCUAAUCUUCACAGCUCAACGCCUCCAGGUCUCCAUAUCCCACUUUUCAUUAAGAUUCUAUAGCUUCUUAUUAAUUUAAGAUUUUCUUUCUUUCUUUUUUUUCCUCUUGGUUUAAAUAAUUCAGGCUCGGCACCGAUCUUAUUAAAGCUUCAUUCAUCAAGCUGUCUCAUGUAAAUCACCGUCUUCAAAAAGGGUUUUUGGAGAAAUCCCAGAGAAGUUUUUUUUCAGCUCUGCAGCCAAAAGAAACCUUUCAUCUUCCCCUUGGAACCCUUCACUCAGAGUGAUCUUACCUUCAUUGUUUUGACUUUCAUCAUUUCAUUGUUUUGCUUCCUGUCUUUUAUGAAACUGUUCAGGCACAAAUGAACGAAGCCAAGUUUCUAUUUUAAACUUCAGUCCUGUCAUUGGAUCAUAUACAAGCACACAUUCAGUUUCUCAUCCAAAUACCAUGUAGACCACAGACAUAGGAUCAAUGAGCAGCUAGGAUUUACUGGCUUGAUUUCAGAGAUUCAAUAGAUACUCAAGUGAUGGACAACUUGGCGUGAAACAGCAGUGACAGUGGCAUAUUGACAAUAGACUAUUUAGAUCUCUACAGAUAACAUUUGUUAUGGAGAGUUAUUGUGUGUGUGUGUGUGGAAACAGUUUCAGGCAGAGGAACAGAGCUGUGUGUUUUUACAGAUCUAAUUUUCACCCCCUCCCCUUUUCCUGCAACGGGACGAAUGUGUCUUAAAGAGAUAGGCACCAUAAAUCAGACAAAUUGCAUUUCCUAGAAGGAGCAGAGGAGUCAGCAGGGCUGUGUUUACAGACAACCAGAAGGGAGGAUAGAUUCACUCUGCUCCUUUUUAAUGUCUCCUCUGUUCACACCAUCUCCCCCUCUCUCAUUAAGAAACUCUUUUUAUAUCUGUCUGCGCUGAAAUUGGCUUACUUGGCUCAUGAUUUUACUUAGCUUCUUAAUCUUUGUGUUGUUGCUGUUGGUCUUUUUGACAGGAAAGAAGAGAUGGGAAGCUUUUCCUGUCAUUUUAUCCUCUUCCUGUUGUAUUGCAUUGUUCAUAAUUUCACAUUGGUCUUUUCGUCUUUCCACCCUUUUUAAUUCGCUGCUUCAAGAGAUAUUUACUCUAAUUUUUAGCAUCUCCAUACUUAAGUUCUACUGUGACCUUUCAUCUUUUGUGAUGGUUUGUUGAUCUUGAUUACUCAAAACAGAUUAUGUAGGCUUCAAAAAUUCUGCCCUUUCAAUUUAUUCAACUUUGAUCAUUUUCUUUAUUAAAGUUUCUGUGAGGAACUUUUGGUUCCUCCUUUGCUCAGGUUCUCAUACAAAAUCUGAUCUCACUUCCUUUUUAUCUGUAAAUGAUCUCACUUAUCUAGGACCUUCACAAAGGAAAAUGAGGGGCAAAAAGGCUGUUUCGUUUGUGUGGAGUGAACCACUUCACCUGACACCUACCUUUUGACAGCUUUUUCAGGCAUUUGAAAUAAUCCGUCUUAUUCCAUCUCUAGAUUUGAGUCGGUGUCAUACCCACUUCAAAAGCCUCCAAAGGAUGAUUUUUGGAUGUAGUUUUUGUCAUUCAGGGCCCUGAAUGAUGAGUGGACCUGCUUAAGAAGUUUAAUUAACAUUUUUUCCUAGAUAAACAGUUUUGAUAACUGUGUCAUUUCAUUGAUAUCUAAAGUGCAUCAUAGGUAUUCAUAAUAAACUGAACUUGUUAAUCCACUAGAGGGCAUUAUUGAGUAAUUGUUGCCAUGUAUAAAACGUCUCUCCUCUGUCACACAUUUGUUAAGGAGGUAAAUCUUCAUCAAUAUUGAUUAUAACGUGUCUGCUUCUGGCAAGGCCUUCAAAAUUCCUAUUUCAAAUAAAAACUUAAGUAUGUAAAGAUGAUUUUCUUGAUUGAUCAGUUAUAAUUCGGUCUUUGAAAUGUCAGCUAAAUGUCAGAUGAACUUCAAAGCAACAAACAUGCUGAAAUAUUUAUUGCAAUACUCAAAGAUAUUUGGUUCAUUGUUGCUAAAGAGGAAGAAACCAGAAAGAUCUCCGCAUUUAGGACACUGUAACCUGAGGAUUUAUUAGUAGUGAGAGAUAAAAGAUUUUCUAAGCCCUAAAAAAUACAGUGCGUUGUAUUCAGAAGGAUUCAGCUGAACAGAUCUGGUACAAAUAGGAUAUAAUCUUUGUAAAGCAGAAUGUAGUAUUGCUCAGAAUGUUUAAAUCUGUGUAUAAUCAUUCAAAUAUGAUCAACUCCUCUUCCCAUAUUUAUAUUUUUCAAAUUUCAAAAUUAGAUGCAGUUGCAUUGACGUUUUGUUGAGCAGUCUUGAUGUUGUCAGGUUGUUGUGAGUGUCCAUCCCCGGUCACACCGAGGUUGGACUGUGGCUUUAUUUUCUCCUCCACUCUCUCUCAUUCUGUCACUUCACACUCAUCCUCUGUUUGUUCUCCAGCACCUUGUACACACAGAGCAGACAAAUGCUUUCCUGUUUGCCAAGCCUCGUUCUAGGAAUGUAUUGAUCCUCCCUCCCUCCCUCUCUCUUUGUCCAUUUGAAGCCUGCCUGACUCUUUCAUUCACACCUGCAUGUGGUUAACAUAAAGGAGACGUUAAUGUAUGCAGAAUGAGCUCUGGCAGCCCGCCUUUGUUUCCUCUGCGCCUGGGCUUGUUUACAACUCUUCAUCACAGUGAAGCACCCUGCUGGAGCUGUCACAGUCACCCAGACACAUUUAACACAAUUUAUAGCCUGCACAGGCUAAUCAAAACAUCAAUUGGCAGGCGCCCAUGGACUGAAAGGGGCAUUGAUGAAACAGUUCAUUUUUUUCUCUGUGUAUUACACUUUGUUAAACCUGAGAUCUGUGUUGCUAGUAGGGAUGGGUGAUGUGGGCAAAAAAAUGUAUCACAAUAAGAUUUGCCAUUCUGGCGAUAACAAUAAAAGUCCUGAUUAAAAAUAAUUACUAUCUGUGUUUUUGACUAAUUCUGUCUUAAAAACACCAGUUGGCAGAGUCAAAUAAGAUACUUAACUACAUGUUUAAGUUGGAGGUUAUAGAGAAAACUAGUGAAAUGUUAAAACAUUUGCAACAUUUGUUGGAAACUCUUAUUGCACAGGCAUACCUGAUUGCACUCGUCUAAGCCCCAAUCUUGAAGGAAAUCCCUCAUGUGGAGCCUUGUUCAGUUCUUCAUUACCUUCGGCCAUGUUUGUUUCUUAUUCUGAUCUGUGGCUGUGAGUCCAUCGUUUGCGCUUACGUCAUCAACUUACAUUUAUUGUGAGAUGGCAAAUAUAUAUCGAGGAGGAAUUUUCUGACAAUAAAUCGUGGACGAUAAUUUAUCGCCCUUCCCUAGUUGCUGGGCUGAUUAGUUCAUGUUUAACACUGAGACAUCUUUGAGCAAGCAUGUUUGUCUAGCUAAGAGUUUGUACAAUUUUCAGCUAAAUUUGUAGUUUCACCUCUUACAAAGAUUUUGGUGGGACCUCUCCUCUGUAGCCAUUUUUCACCUUCAUUAUCUUUAUUUUUUCCCCACAAAGCGGGACAGUAGGGAUUAUCAAAAGCUGUUGUCAUGAAAAUCUAAUCCACUGACAUGUUUCUCCCUUCAGGAGAAUAAGGAUCCUCCAGCAGUACCAUACUGCUCAGGCAGCACCCUCGGUGUCGAGCUGUUUAAAGUCCAUCGGCGGUUUUCUGGCAACCUGCAGCUCCCUCCAUUGUCAUGGCGGCAGGCAGAAAAGGAGAGUCACCGGGGGAAAUCCCCAACACCUGAAGAAGACCCAGUGACCCGGACCAGACCCACAAGUUUGCCUAUUGUGUCCCUGCCACGCAUCGACAUCACACAGGCCGACCCCGACAGGUAAGAAGACGACCACCUCAGUGGUGCAGAGUUUAUGAAAUAGUUUUCAUUCAGAGGAAAUUCAAAGUCAAGACUGUAUCACAAAAAACGCUGAACUGAUCAAACUUUAUUGUUGCUACGGCUUUUGAACAACCUUUUUAUUAGGUGGAGGCAGACUCUAAAUUCAACAAUGUAAAUUUAGAAACAUACAAACAUGGGCCAAAACUCCUCACCUUACCUUACCUUACCUUACCUCUCCUCUCUCUCUCUCUCUCUCUCUCUCUCUCUCUCUCUCUCUCUCUCUCUCUCUCUCUCUCUCUCAUCUGUUUUUUUUUUUUCACUGACAUUCAAGACAAAUGAACCAACAGCAGACAUGCCAAGUCAAAAACUGCUGAAGGAAAAUGCAGUCCUUUUAUUACCAAGUGUUCUGUUGAAGAGCUUUUUGUUGAUGGGAAUGAGAGAGGACAGUGUGGGUGUUAUCAUGUUAAUCAGUUAAUUUGCAGGUGCUGUAUCACACUAAGAUUAAAAUGAAGAUUUGUGUUGUAAACUCUAGGAGUUGUAUUUUCUCUAUCCUCAUGUUCAGCGUCUCUUCUGUUUUCUCCUGGUUUUACUGUUUACUUCUCUCGGAGUGUUAAAUAAUUUGGCAACCAUGUCGUCAAAAACAGUCGUCUUGUUGUGUCUGACUUUCAAACAGCUCUCAAUGAGUUGCUGUUAUACAGUCAAAUCAAAGCAGAAAAACUUGAUAAAAGGGACUUUUAAUGACGGCUACCAUGUUAAAUUAUUGAAGGUUUUCUUUCUUUGAACCGCAGUGACUCACCUCACUAAAUUGCAGAUGAUAACAGACUCUCAGCAGAGGCCCAUUGUCCACUGCUUCCCUCUUUGGUCUCUUUUAUCUCCAUGAACUCUCAUUCUGCUUCUCUGAGUUUUAAAAAACAUGAGUGCUUUCUCUGAAAGAAAGGUCAGGAGCUAGGAAACUUUUGCUCUGUUUAUGUUCAGCCAUAUUUUUUUUACUUUUAUUAUUAUAAUGAUUAUUAUUUUUAGCUUUUUAUGAUGUUCUGUUAUCUUAUUUUUGUCAGGGAUGGACCAUUAAACGGUAAGACUAAUCAUAUAAAUUAGGACCUCAGUGUUAGACCAUUCAUCGAGAAUCAUUAUUUGCUUAUUGUUAGGCCUUGUUUAUGCUUUUGUAGCCUGAAUACACCCUUUCUUCUCUGUGAAACAUGAAAGCAGAAGUCCAUAGUCACUAGUCACUGUAUCUGUAAAGCUGGAGCUCUGAUUGAAGCCUUUAGAGAGCAGGGAGCUCAAGACAGAUCAGGCAGAUUCAUGUAGUGCUGCUGCUGUUAAUCCAAAGCAGAUACUCCCAUCACACAGCGCCUCCAGAUUGUUUUACAAGCAGGUUGUUAACAGGCAUCUCUGUCACUUCAGGUUCUUCACUGCCAAGAAGACCUGGUGAGAAUCUGUUCGGAGUGUCUUUUGAGAGGAUAAAAGAGCUGUUGUUUCACUUUUGGUCUUGUUUUUACAAGUCCGUUCACUUAAAAAUGUGGGCUUAUUUCCAAUUUAUUAAAACCAGCUCAAACAGAACCUUAUUUGGCAAUAGUUUAAUUCAAAACUUCCCAAUUUAAAGUAAGUGAGAGUCAAGGAUUUAUCAAUCGUAGGUGUGAGAAAAGUCCGGAGGAAGACGCUGCCAAUAACAAAUGAAAGGUUCAGAUUCAGUUUUGAAAACCUGUCGUCUCAGAGGGCGUCAGAAUGCUCUCCUCACAUCUAAUCUUUAGAUCUUUAAUUUGAAAGGUCAACAUUAAAGAAGACAAAGUAGGAGGAAAAAGUGUAAAAACCAUCUUAAGAUGAGUAUCUGAGGGAUCUUAUUCCUCAAUGACAGAUAUAAACUCAUUACUGCAUGUAUGAAUACCUCAAAGGGAGCUGUUGUAGCUUAACAACUUUGUUCUUUAACAAAAGAAAAAAGUCUACAGUGUGCAAUGAUGUCUUAAUAUUUUGUUAAGAGGGGAAUAUUGCUCAUAUACAGCAGCAGUUGUCUUGUACGAACAAAAAAAAAAAAAAGCCAGUCUGCUCUGGUUUUCCUGUGUUUGCUCUGAAACGAUUAUGGGAGGCUCUGGUUUUUCUCAGACAUGAAGUUUUUCCUCCACCAGACUGUCAGGGUUGUUUUGAUCCUGCUAAGAUACACCAAAAACUAACCAAUUAAACUGAUGUAGAUAUAUAAUAUGUAAACACUGUCAUUGUGUUAAAUAAGCCCUCUCCUUGAUCAAAGCUGAAUUAGGGCUUCUCAAAUCUUUAAAGUUAUAAUGAUAUCCCCCUUACCAUUUUUGGCUGAUAAAUUGUCCAACACACUUCUAAACCCUGAUCUCAAUUUUUGUUUUAAAAACGCUCAUUCAUAUCUGGAGUUCAACAAGCAUUUCACUUUGUUAGUUUUACUUUAUUUCACACAAGAAUAAGUUCUAAAAAGCACAUCAAGAAAACUUUUAACAGCCUCUUUGCCUUUAUUUUAUAGAGGGACUUGAGAGAGAGAGUCAGGAAAUGCAGUUAGAGGGAGUGGUGAGUGACUGUUGACAUUGGGAAUAGAUCAUCUUCCCUACCAACUAGUCUAAACAAGCAAGUCUAAACAAGUGCCCUUCCUUUUCUUUCUUUCUUUUUUUUUAAAGAGAUCAAAUGGAUGUCUUUGAUUAUCUUUUGCAAUAUUUGAGUGACUCUAACUCUGACUUUAACAUAAAGAGAUGUUUAAACCUGAGGGUAGAGGGUCCAGCGGUUUGAAACAUAGUAUUUUAGGUUAACCCUUGUCCUAUUUAUGCCCCUCUCUAGUAAAUAAGACUUAACUUGAUCCAAAAAUAUGGUGCAAUAGAGAAUAAAAUAUGAUAAAAAAUGAUGGGGACAACUUGAUAAGCUUGAGCUAGACCUGAAAGCCUAAACCAGGAUUAAAAAAGAGGCCCUGGUUAGUAUCUGCAUAACAUUACACAUAAGUGAGAGUUUUGAAAGUGGGUAAAAAGUAGCUGAAACCUGAACUUCCUCUUGGAGAUGCCAAUUUCUUCACUCCUUAGAGCGUGUUUUGACAGGACAUCACAGGUGGUGGAGUGCAGGGCGGGGCUGGAUGAUGAACGCACAGACUAAUCUUCAGAGGUUUAAUAUCUGAGGGGGAAAAAAAAGGGGACAGGCGGUCAGAUAAACAGAGCGGCUGUGAGUGCUGCAGCAGUCCAGAGCUGCCUGUUGGUGCCUGCCAGGCGGACGAUAUUCCAGCACGUGGCUUUAAACCGGACAGAAAGAAGAUCUGCUGGAGUGAGCAGACAAAAACAUUGUGCGUUUUGUUUCCUGAUGUGGAGGUGAGAGAGAGGGAGAAUGCCUCGAAGGUCCCCUAGGUGCAGAGCUGGGCACUUUGACUUCAACGAGGAUGUGGUCAAUAGAGAGCAUCUGUCGGCUCCCAGGUGAUUCUGAAUCACUUUACCUUCAGUUAUGUGUGAAUUUUUCUUUUUGUUUUGAUGUUAUUUGACUUCUCUCUGUUUUUCUUCUGAUGAUUUCAGUUGUUUCACACACAUAUUUAAUCAUUUUCUGGUUGCGAUGAGAAAUUUCAACUUGUGCCUACAACAGGAAAAGAAAACAUGCAAUUUACCAGGAUUUGUUGUAUCUAAAAUUACUGCCAGCUUUGCAGAACAUCAGGAUCUACAGAAAUGCUGCUCUAUUCGUAACAUCCGGCAGUUUUCUGCCUGCGUCAGAUUAAGAGAUUAGAUUCUAGGUAAAGCAUGUUGUUAAUGUUGUGAAGUUGGGAUUUGGAUGACGCAGAGUGCAGCCCGUAUGACGUGUAUGCUUCUGUAUGUGUGUGUAAUCAGAGUCUGAACAUUUCACAUUAAUCUGAGCUCCUCUGGCAGAGGUGUGGAGCUGAGUGUCCCAGUGGGAUGUUUGCUAGUGGUUAAUCUGACAUAUUGCAGAAAUUACUGAGACGGGGAGUUAAUAUGGGACAGAGAGAGACGCGACCUCUUGUACUAUCUGGCCAUUACAAGAUUGUUUGUGUAGAAGAGUUUGAGAAAGAGCUAAAUGUGAUUUAUUUUCUGUUGAGAACACUUUAACUGCACUUUGAUGAAAGUAAAAAAUAUCAUCAGAUGAUAUCUGUGUUAGUCACCGAGCAUCCAACUGUGUGUAAAUUCAUCUAAACUAAACUCAAUGCUUGUGUUUUCUUUUUCAUUCAUAUUUGUAGCAUCUGUUGUCCCUACAGGGCUUUGACUUUUUGACCUUUAACCUUUAAACUCUGCUCCAUCUGAACUGAUCAUCUGCUUACACAAUACCCCAUCCGUUCCUUCUGCACGCGCUCAGUUGUGGCAAACAGAUUAUAUCCGCCGCUGCAUCUGUGGUAGUUUUACUAUAAGCUGUGGUAGAUAUUUUCAUUAUUUUUGCUCAAAACACAGCGAUGGAGUAAUUCUGAUCAUAUUUGAAGGGUUUUAUGAAAAGAAAAUAAAGUCGUACAUACAAGAAGUCUGUUAAGGCAACUUAAAACGGGUUUGAAAAUACAAAAUUUUAUAAGCAAAAUGCAUACUAACAACAGCAGCUACCAAUUACAAAUGUGUGAAUAAACUAAAAGAAGCUUAGCUGGUGACAGUAUUCACACACACUCACUCUGAGAGGCUCAAAUGUCUUUACAAUACUUAAGCACUGCAAUCCAAGCUGCAAAUAGACGAUUUACAAUGAAGAGUCUGACAGGAACUUUCUGAUUCACUGCUUCUGACUUAUCAGCAGUAAUGAGGAAAACAACAGAGAGUGAUAAUCACAUCAGGCCAGAUCUAAUUGAAUCCAUUUAAUGAAGAAACUAAACCAUUUAAGGGAUGAUUGGUGUGGAGCAGCAUAAAUAUAAAAGGAGUAAAACACUAUGAUUUAUUUAUAGUGUUAGUACAUUUCAAUAUCCUGAUAUUCAUUUAUUUGUUAGUAAACUAACAAAUAACUAAAUGGAUGAUUAAAGGAUCCAUCUUUAAAAAAUCAAACUAGUAUCAAGUAUGAAAGAAUAUAUCAAAUCAAAAUUUUCUUUCUGUCUGUUGUUAUUUAGCUGCAUGUGUAAGCAUUGAUGUACUUCUUAACACUAAGGAUGCUUUGUGUUGGGAAUACUGCACUGCAUUGGUUUUGGUUUUGUACAGAAAUUAGGCCAAGCUAAAAUAAAUGCUGUUCAUGGACAAAGGCCUCAAAUGGUAAUGUAAGCAGUUGGACAAUUUUUGCAUGAAAUAAAUAUCUAAUGCUAAUGUUAGCUGCUCUCUAGAAGUAGCUCACAAGUUAUCAAAUGGUUUAUGUUGGAUUUUGGCCAGAUGUCCCUCCAUUGUCUUCACAGUUCAGAUCAAGUACUUUUUUUAUUUGUUUACAUAGUACAGGACCUGGAAUACAGUCAGUCAAAAAAAAAGUUUCAGCAUCAUCCAGUUUCAUCAGUUUUUCCCCCCUCAGUCUGACAGCUGAAGGAAAAAUGAUCCAUUAAAAGGCUUCUUCUUAAAGCAAACUUUGAGGGCAGAUCGUUUUAAAGUUAGUUUUGUGUUGGUAUCAGAUGUGCUGCUUGUUUAUUUGCUUCUGACCUGAGCAUCUCUUUUUUUUUUUGAUAAGUUUUUGUUUCCUUUAAGUGCGCUUUUUUUGUAUUGGGCUGUUUGUGUAUUUUCUCCGCACAAAGCCGGGGGCUAACUACCCAAAUGAUUAGAUUAUUUGUUGCAUUAGACAGCUCAUGUUUUUAGUUUCCAUUUUAUUGCAUUUCUCUGUCAGGGUUGAUGUAUAAUAAACAAAACAAAUCCCAUAAAAUGAGGAGAAAUGAUGCUGUCUUAUGCAUUUAUGUUAUCAAUGCACUGUGAUUAUCAUCUAUAUUUGUGAAUUAAUUAGAUGCAGACACACCACAAGAUACAAAAAAGAUUUCGCACAGUCAAUAAAAUCUUUGUUGCAGCUGUGCAUAUCAGUCACUGUGAGAAUAAACAAAGCUGAAUUAAAGCUAUGGAGAAGUCUGACGUCGCACCACAAGGAGCUAAUCUCUCUCUUUUCUGUUGGAUGAAUACCAGCGAUGUCAUGUUCACUUUUUGAGUGAAACAGACCAGAACAGCAGUUUACAAUAAAACGGCUCCUCCCAUCACUGACCAGCAGAACCUGCGUCUUUGAUGAAGAUUAUAGUUAUAUUUAGCUAUAGAUUGGUUGAUUGAUGGGCGAUAGAUGAAUGGAUGAUGGGCGAGUAAUCAUUUUAGGGUUUAUGUAACCAUCUCUUCCUGAAUGGGAUUAGUGAACAUGUUGUGCAAGCUGGUACUCAGUAACAGCUUAUUGAAAGUACUCAGUUCAUGUUGAUGACUUGAUGUUCACUCAAAAUGAUUAUUGAUUCAUUAGUAUGAUUGGGGUAAUGCUUCAAAUGCUUCAAAGUUGUGGAGUAAGCUUUCAUUUCCUGUCUGGUCUCUUCAAAAACACCUCCAAACAACUUCAGCUCAGAGUGCUGCUGCUGCCAGCGUUCGGUCAACUAAGCUCAUAACUCCUGGUCUUAAGUCUUUACUCUGCCUGCCAGCACAACACUGUAACGAUGUAAAAGCCUAAAUCAAUUUGAGAUCGCAAACCGAGUGAAAUCUUCUUAAUGUAAGUUUAUCAGAUCUUUAGGAGGCAGUUAGAUGUUUCCCACAUCAGAACUUGGAUGAGUGGAGCUGCUUUUAACAUCUGUGCUGCAAACUGAUGAAUCAAACUUCUCAAUAAUGCUCAUGCUUUGACUUAAAUUCUUAUUGGAAAUAUUUUUAAAAUAUUUUAUCUACUGAAGAGCUUUAGAGGGACAAGAAAUGAAAAAAAAUCAGGAAUCAAUCCUGCGACUAGUGCGAUGACAGCUGUAGCCUCUGUGCGCUCAAACUGCACAGUCAGCUAUGUCCCACUGCUUAUUCCUUUUAAAGUCAAAUACUCUUCUUCUCUGCCUUUCUAAAUCUCUUUAAAUUGCCUCCACUUUCUUCAUCUAUGAGAUGUGCUGCCAUGUUUUCAGUCAGAUGGUGGAGUUAGUUUUAGGACAGACUGAGAACAGAUAGUUGGUUUGAUGUUACACCUUCUCUGUAAAUACCAAAAGUUGCUGAGGGUCCUUAUUUGUUGUUUAUUUCUCUGUUUCUCAGUUUUGAGGGGGAGAAUGGUCCAUCAUUGUGCUGCAGUCCAUCAGACCCGCAGGCGUCCCCAGGUUCGGGCCUUGUUCUUCAUCCCAACCUGGCGAGUCAUGGCCAGCGGAGGGAGUCGUUUCUAUAUCGCUCUGACAGUGACUACGACCUGUCGCCUAAGUCCCUGUCCCGAAACUCCUCCAUCGUUGGAGAAUUGUGAGUUGAAAUAAUUCAAAUGACAGUCGGCAGAACUGAGCGCUUUGUUCUUUAACUUUGACUCUGCCUUUUAGCUUCUCACACAGCAGAUUUUAAGUUUAUAAAUAACUUUAUAACCUGAGGCUAAAACUAAUAUCUGAUCUCCUUUGAUAAAACUAACCCAGUAAAGCUGAAAGCCAGGAUUUCUGUUUACCUUUGUGAUUAAACUUUUUAUCACUUGGUAAGAACCAAACAGGAGGUACCUACCUCGGAUUAUGCCUUAAACAGGUGGAACCAGCUUCUUAAUCAUCUUCAAUCCACCUUACCUAUUGAUUUUAAACCACUGCUGUUUUUUUUUAACCUCACUUUGUUCAUCUGUGCCAUUUUUAUUUUUUUAUAACAAUGAAUAUUUGCUAAAUAACUUUCAUCCCGUAUUUCAGACACACAGAAGACUUGAUUGUGACCCCAUAUGCUCAGGUAAGAGCUUAUUACUAUUUGAUUCAACAGAGAACAGCAAACUCACCUUAUUCAUGAUUUUUUUUAAGAAUGAUCUAUAAUAAUAAUUACUUUUCAAAAGUUUUCAAUACACACAACCAUGAGAUAACAUUUUUCAUGCAGUCAUGAGUAAAUGUUCUGCCCUCUAGUGGUCUUUAGUACACCCUUUGAAAGUAUUUUGCCAAGGGAUCAUGUCCAGUUUAAACUACACUUGACUUUACAAAAACCUUUUUUUAAAUUUGUCUGUAAAUUGUUAAAAUCAAACAAUAAUAGUGUCAGGUAAGGAUGCUGCCUCUAUUUCAAACUUAAGGUACUGGGUACUGUAUAGUGAUUUUAAACACCCAAUGCAGACUGGUCCGAUAGAUUUCAAACUUGUUGAAGGGUACCAUUUUUUAUUUAGAUGUAGCUGUAACGACUGCAUUGAUCAUAGCAGCAAGUAUCACCAAAACAAGCAAGUAGUCUUUCAGCAUGUUUAGCUCUAACUGAAUGAAAUUUGAACAAGAUACAGAUACAAGUCGUAGAAACAUUUAAAGAACUCAACAAACCAGCUUGUAUUGUGGAGGGAUCACAUUAUAGUCAGCACAUGUUGAUAGUGUUCAUCUGUAUGUUUGAUGUGUGUGUAUCAGAGCAGAGCAUGAAUCUCAUUUAUUUGAAUUUUUUCAUAUGUUGAUCCUUGGCUUCUAUUUUUUUGUGUGUGUUUUAGGUUCUUGCAAGCCUUCGGACUGUGAGGAACAAUUUCACCACCCUGACUAAUGUCCAGUGUGUGUCCAACAAGUAAGUCAUUGCAUAUUAAACUUUUAUAGUGCACAAUGUUUACAGAUUUACAAUUUAGGAUUCAAUCAUUUUUGAGAGGUAAACUCAGUUAAGGAAGCUGUUUCAAUGCGACAGCUGAAGGUGCUAACAUGCCCCACCUGGGGGCGCCAGAGCACUGAAAACAUUUAAAAUUGAAUAUGUUGUGACGAUACCACUAAUAUUAAACCAACUAACAAGAAGAGUGUGAGUACAAAGAUGGUUUGAAGCAGCUGCAGUGUUGAAAUCCUAGCGGUGACAUGGUGACAUUUCGUUUUAUGUUUUGGUGAUCUCAUUUUGAGCGCACUGGGGCUCACACUCAUCGCCGAACUAGGUCACUGGAUGCGGUUUGGCCAGUUUAGCCGGGCACAGAGUCCGAAUGACCUCAGAGGGGGUCAGCAUGAACCAAAACUGAGGUAGCAGAUGUAGCGAUGUCACAUGCAAAAAGUCUCACCUCACCUGUGACCGACUCAGAUAACUGAUGAGGAGGCCCUUGUUUUGAGUUUCUGCUGUGGCAACAAUGACUGCUCAUGAACCCAAAUCUAUAUACAAGCAUUAGUAACACAUCAUUUAAAAUUAACUGGAUGAUUUUCUCUCUUUUUGUAGGAGAUCUCCUGCUGCAAAUCAACCCUCUGUCGCCAAAGUUUGUUUGUCUGGUGAGUCCUGACCUCAGACUUUUGGGAUAAAUGAUAAGUGUUGCAUAAAGAAACCUGCAGGGCAAACAAGCUUGUGCAGAUAAUUGUUAUCAUGUUUUAAAUGUAACCAUCAAUGACUUUUUCAAGUAAACUCUCAACAUCAAAAAAAUAGCAAGUUUUUAGGCAGAGUGAAGUUUUUAAGCUCACAAAAGAAGUUAUUUAUGUUUUUUAUUAGGUGUAAUCAGAAGUUUACAUAUGCUUAAGUCCAGAUGUUUGCAUAUUUGUUAUUUUAAAAGUAUUGCACAUUGGGACAUCUACAUGCAAUAACUUUAGAGGCUGGAGAUUUGUGAGUUUAACAAAAAAGUUGAGGUAAUUCUCAAAAGCAUGUUAGACAAAGGCAGAUAUUGACUUGCAUGGUAAUAAACUUUUAAAAGAACAUUUUUCAUUUUCAGGAAGGCUUACUAAACUCUUGACUUCCUGAGCAUGCAGAAGGUUAAUGUGGUCUCAUACCUAUGCAGGAAUAAAACAAGUGUCUUUGCCGCAUUGCACACACUCACAUAAAACUUUUCAUGUUCACUGAUCUGCAUGCAAACGCUCGUUGAGUUUGAAUAGACUGAAGUUAGAGUUGUGAUUCUUUCUGAAAAUUCCCAUAGCUGCACUGUAACAAACAAUGUUUACGCUCUUGCUCGGUUAUUUCCGAGUGUUUCCACACGUGCAAACAGCAGCUUUAAUCUUGAAUCACUGAUGCAGGAAACUAUGGCUUGAUAACAACACAAAAACUCACAUGCACUGACGUGAAAGCCAUGCAGAAGGAAUGAAAAAGGGUGAGAACCACAGAAAGAGAUUUAAUGCUUCAGAUUGGCAUGGAGGAAGAAGUGAAAAAGGGAGAGGACGCUUGAAAGAAAAGGGAGGAGGGAGGUGGGGAUAUUAGUUCCUGCUGCACUGGUUCUUCAAGCCCGAUUGACGUCAGCACAGCCUGCACACAGCAGUUCUCCACUUCCUAUCAGCACAGAUGGGCUGCUAGGAGCGUCCCGCGGCAGGAAAAAAUACAAGACAACUGUUUGACUCUCAUUGUCCUUCCUCCUCCUCCUCCUCCUCCACACUUCUCACAAACCUUGACCUUCUGAGAGCAAACUGUGACGAGUGAAACCGUCCUGUUGACGGACUCUGUCAGCACAGAAUAAGAAAACAAACAUGAUUCAAUCAGUUUGAAUUUGUUUCAAUGAUAGAUCACGUAUGUUUCUUACACACAUAUUAAUCCUGACCCACAUUUUAUAUGGGCGUCAUCAUCACAAGUUUCUUGACCAUAUAAGGAGCGUUCAGUACACCUGCUGCAGCAGCAUAAUAGUAAUUGUUCAUGUCGUAUCAGAGGAGAGUGCUGCAGUGAACAAUAUCACAAAGAAAGGUGCACUCAUAUCCUCCCUGCGCCUGCUUUCUGUCUCAUUUUUGUCAACUCUUUAACCGGAAAAGGAGAACAGAUUUUUCCUGUUUUGCAUCUCUGUUUUUUAGUGAGGAAAUAUCCCCUACUAUUAUUUUUUUUAAAGAUGACAGUACCUGCGUCUUUCUGGGCAUGAGCUCAGUGUAGACAGCUGAUCAGAGGUUACAGGAAAUCUUGAAUUUGUCCAUAAAGGGAUUGAGAUGGGUGCUUUACAAUAAAGUGAAACUUAAGAGAGGUAGGGGGGGUUAUGAUAAUUCCUGUAGGAAAAUGGUGAAGUUACACGUAGACACUGAGUGGGUUCAAGAACGAGUGACAGAUCAUUUCAGGGAAGGAGAUAGAAAAGAUUAAAAACACAGCAAAGGUCACAAAGGGAUGUUGGCAAGUCUUUUUAUCAGAUGCAGCAUGAGAGAAGCAGAAAAAAAGGUCAGACCGGAUAAAAUAAACAAAAAGCAGAAAGGUGACCACAGUGACUGGGUGAAUGAGUGCAGGAAUCAGAAAACUGGGGGGUGUAUUUCAGAUCAGUUCAGCCUCACAUGCGUCACUACAGGCUGUUUACACGGUUAGUCAAUCUAACCCAGUAACGUGACGGGAUUGAAGUGUUUCUCGUGCCAGUCUGAACUUACGCUUUACAAACUGUCUCGGCUCCAUCACAUGCAAUCUCAUGAGCCCGGCGGCCAACAAAGGGCUCACUCUUCCCUGAUUCAUUCAGAUUACAAGCUUUGUUCUAUAUUACGCACAAUAAAUGAUACUUUGAGGGAAAUUCAGAUGCUGACGUCUGUAACCGUCAAGGACUGCUGAUUAAUCAGUAACGGUCAUUACCGGCUUUGGCUGAUUAUUGUCGCAAACGGAGGAGACUCCAGGGGCCGUGGUUAGUCAUCUGACUGAGAGGAGCGUGCAAAACAUCAUGUUCUUGGAGUCCAUGUUCACUUUAAAAUUAAUAUUUACACAAUGCCUUUAGGAAUACAGUCGGGGCUGCCCACAGUGAGGCCUGUUUGCUACAGACCACCGUGGCUGAAUUGAAAAUUUCCCCCCCACGUGAGAAAAAAUCAGCAUGAAGAAAACAACUCUCUACAGCUCUGCUUGAUCCUUAUGUGGGCACUUUUAGAUGGACUCUCUUUGAUUGAAAUGUUCAGGAAUAUAAACUCCAUCUAUGGAAUAUUUCUGCAGAGAACUGUGAUACUAAAUGUAGAGCUUUUACAUUGUUCUACUUUUCUACAACUCGCCCACUUAACAAGCAGAGACAUAUUUAUAGAGUCCUUUUAUAGUCUUUUAAUCAGAUGCAACAUGAGAAGCAGCACUUAUAAUACCAAACAUUUCAGUCUCUUUAAUAUCUGCACAUUCCUGUCAAAAAAGGAUUCACAAUUUACAUCAUUUCAUGGAAUAUUUGUUAUCGUCUCAUCUUAAAGAGAUCAGCUGUUUUAAGUCUGAGAAAAUAAGAGAAACUGUUCCAGUUAUUUUCCAUCUUGAUCUAUCUUUCAUUAAUUUUUCAGCUCAUAGGGAUAUUUCAACGUAAAUUUAAGUUAUGGUCAAACACAAUGAGUGCAGCCGAGUCUCGCAGCUCAAGGAAGAACAUUUAUGAUUAUUACUUACUGGAAAUGCAAUCGAGUUCUUGUGUAUCUUGUAUGUACACUGCAGACGCGGUAGUUCUUCUGCCUUAGCGUCUCAGUCUGAUUGUAUUUCCAUUAAUUAAUUAUCAUAAAUUUUCCACUGCACUCUGUGAUCGACUCGUCAGGGCUCCCCCCACAAACAAGCGGCUGCUGGAAGAGAGUAGGUGAGUUGUGUUUAGUCUCUUUGCUAAAGAAAUCAGGCAAAGUUGAAAAGGUGUUUGAUGGGUAGUGCUAUAUCUGGGACCCUAUAUGUACUGUCGAUGAAGUUAGGUGCUGUUCUGAGCAUUGUUUGUGGCUUUAGAGUGGCAUUUUGGUUGAGGUUUGUGCAUGGAUCCAUAGACCGUUUGGCAUUGCUAUCAUGCAGUCUUUACUAAAGUUGGUAUAACUAGAGAAGCAAGCAGUCGGCAACAUUCAUCUCGUGAGGGGGUGUCUUACUCGGUGUUAUGGUGUGUUUGACCAUAACUUAAAUUUACGCUGGAAUAUCCCUUUAAUAUUGCAAUGUAUCUUAAUGUGUUUGCACUGCAUUGCUCUGUCAUCAUGUCUCCUGUAAGGCCUCAUAUGGGAAAAUAAAGUUUGAGCUUUGUUUCAGACCUCUCUGACGCAGACGUAGGGACAAAGAGUUUAAUUAUCAUCAUUAAGCUUUGUUGUUCUCCUUCAUGAGUGUAAGUUAAGAGACUUUCUGUAUUUCUUCCCUUAUUUCCAUCUUUCUUUAAAGAAUUGAUGUCAGCUAGUCUUUUCAGCUGUUUCAAGAACUGAGAGCAUUUCAAACUGUGCAAAAUGACUGAAGCAAAGCAACAAACAUACACACUCUUUGCCUUGAAAGUAAACAGACACGUGACUUUGUGCGUAAACCGGCCAGGGCGUGGGGCCCUGCACAGUAAGCCUUACUCAUUUAUCUUUUGUCCCUUUUUUGUAAACAUGUCUUUUCAGAGAAUAAAAAGGCUGACUAAUCUCAAACAGGUCUGUCUUAGGAAAUAGAAAUGAAAGAAAAAAGGUCUGUUGAUUGGAAGUAAUCUGCAGGUUGAUGCAAUGUACACUUAAUCAUUUUUGAAUCAGGGUGGGAGUGUUGCAGUGUGUGGGCAGCUGGGUGUGCAUACACGGUAAAGUAUGGAAGUCUUGUAUGAGGACAGAGCAAAUGUAAUGAGGUGUAAUUUGUCUGUGGAUGAGCAGCUGAACACAAACUGACAGCCAGAACAAAUUUGACCUGUCACUUUACAGUCCAGGCUGUCUGCUACGCUCAUCUCCUCUGCUGCUGCUGGUGCUGUUGCUGUUACUCUGCUCCACAUUAGGAGUCCAUGUCGGGUUUUCCAGGCCAGCAGCCAGAGGAGAGGAUCCGGAGGGCUGGAAGCGUGCAGCCUGGUUAAGUAUUUGAAUUAUGUCAUUGACGUCAGCACAGUCAUAAACCUCACUGCGGCCCAUCCCUCAGGCUGGCCCGUGCCAACACUGCUCCAUGGUGCAUUGUGAGGGAGCUGUCAAACAGGCUCUGAUGAGGUGUGUGUGUGUCUGUAUGUGUGUGUGCGAUUGUUUGUAUAACCCUUGAAGCCUUUUAUUUUGAUACAGAGAAAGAUUAAGUUGCAGUUGUAAACUAUGAAGAGACAUUAUCAGGUAUGAGGGUUGUUUGUGAAAGAGGACAAAGGCUGACAACGUGGUUUCGAGGUUGGUCUUUUACCGUAAAAGGUUAAAGCCAUUUCAUUUUAAAGACAUCUUAUGUAAUAUAACAACCUGCCAUACAGUACCUGCCUAUAUUAUUUAAGUACCGGAUUAACACACCCCGUCUCUAACUCCUUAUUCUAUCUUUUUUUCUCUGAAUACGUGAAAAACUUUGCUGUUUUUGACUGAAAGAGAAACACCUUAAUCUGAUGAAAGAUUUUCAGAUAAGACAUGUUGCAACUGAUAAUCAUCGAGUGGUCAGGUCUGCUCUUGAAACAACAACAACAACUACCAGAAAUCAGACCUAUACUUACAAAUGCAUGUUAGAAGUAAGUUUUACAGCAGUUUAGUUUAAAUCACAGCAACAGAAAUAGAAAUAAUUUUGUGUUAUGAAAUAAAUGAAGAUACGGUUGGUUUUGAAACCUUGAACUGCUUAAAUUCAAGAUUUCAAGAUUUGUUUAUUUGUCAUAUGCAUGUUAAACAAGGUCAACAAUGCAAUGAAAUGCCCUGGAUGAGAGGGCUGCUCAGCUCAAAUGAUUACAGAUAAAACACACAAUAAGUACUGAGAGGAAUACAAUAAAAUAAGGACAUAUAAAUAAGGAAUAAGGAAAAUAAGGAAGUAGGUGCUGAGUGUGAACGUAUGAAAUGGGGAAUAAGUCGGUGGGAUAAAUGAGGUAUGAAUUGCCAUAUUGCACAUGAUAAAUAAUGGUGUACGAAUUGCUGCAUUGCACAUGAUAUUGCAUGAUUUAGAAUUAGUUUAACAUUUUAAAUUCUUUUAUCAUUUUUUUAUGUGUGUGCAUGAAGAAACUAUUAAAGAAAAUAAAAGUUUAAACUGAUCUUUAAACAUCACAUGAUAGAUUUGGAAAAAAAAAUUCAAGACUUAAACACACUUUCUAAAUUUAGAGCAAUGCACAAUAUGCAAAUACAAUCAUAAAGCAGGAGUUUGGUUAGUGAUAUUUAAAGAGCAAAUAGUGAAGUUUAAGUUUCACUCAUUAAUUAUAGAAGUUAAAGGUUAUUUUACCACUAUGUGUUUGUUCACUUGUCUCAUUAACCUCCAUGUGCUGCUCUCUGAUUGGACCAACAUCCAUAUCCUCCCUUGUUUCUCAAUGUCAACUCUUCUUCAUACCCUCCUAUCAUCUUGUGUGUAAACUGACGUACAUUGGGGAUGAUACGAGAGUGAUUCAUUAUCUGUCUCAACUCCACGUGGAGAACAAAAGGAAACAAACACCGCUGGUUUGUGCUGAGGUCGAGAUGAGGAAUGUGGUUUUUUGCGUACGUGCUGAUAGCUCGGAGCUGUUUACACUUUGACUUAAGGAUGACUCAAGUCUUUUUCAUUGACCCUCUGUUUAAAUUGGCCCCAUUUCUCCCUGACAAGUUGAAUUAGUCUGAGUAAACAAGAAAUAAGCCACAUUAGUCACUGUGUAAAGUCAGUCUCCCCAUGAAAUCUAAAAUUCCCCAUGAAAACCUCAACUGUAAAUGGUACCUGUCAAACUUCUGACAGAGAAAAUUAGGGACAUCCCAAUCAGCUUUUUUGGUCCUGUUCCUUUUUUAUGAGUAUCUGCAGAUACACAUUUGUGAUUCAAUUACAUUGUCGUAAAACUUCCAUAUAAAAGAAAAUUGACAUUUAUUUGUUGGUUGUUUAUUCUCCAUGUGUAAAUACUCACAGAACAAACUCAGUUCUGCCACAUUAUGCUGUAAAUCCUCUCACGUGUUGUCCUAAACUUUGCUGCACAGCUCCAGUAAGGCCAAACAAAGACACGUGGAAGAACUAAUUUAUGUUUGAAAUAUGGUCUUAAAAACAAAUUUACAAUGCAGAAUAAUCAAAAUUUAAAAAUGUAAAUUAAAAUACAAAAAUUAAGUUUGUUGUCUGGCUGUGGCUGCCACAAUGUCAUAGUAUGUUGGUUUGUUUUUGAAGCCUGAAUGUCAAUAGAUGGCAGGUUAUCCAAAUUGAACAGUCCUGAUGAUGUCUAAUAGAUUAGUAAGUAAAUUAUUAUUGUUAUUCUUUAUAAACAAAAUGAGACUCUAGUUUUGGGGACCUGAUCACUUUUGUUUACUUAUCAGCUUUAGGGGGUUGAGAGUGCUUGUGAACAUAAGAUAAUAAGUACAGUUGUCAUACUGCAGGAGGAACACUCAAAUCUGAUCACUAAAAUCAUUUCUCUCAUUCCCACUCUCUGUUCAGCCAUUACCUGAUUUUUGCAUAGAAAUUCACUAGAAGGCAUAAAAACUUCUGACAAUGAAAGGAUGAGGUAGUGACUCAAGCAGCCAAGCUGAUGACUAGCAGACACCCAUCUGUUGCUCAGAGCUUCACACCCUCAACUGUGGAAAACUCUCAGCUUUAAUUGUACUUAGGCAACAGAGUUACACCAAAAGUUACAUGAAAAGAAAAAUAAGUCGUUGGGUUCAAACCGUUUUUGUGUGUCGAGUUGUAAACAUGUUCAUUUCUGCAGUUAAUUUAUGUAUUUAGCUAGGAGACCUAGUCAAGAUUGGCACGCUGUUGGAGUCAAUCCCAAGUGGUCCCCUUGAAGAACUGCAGAAUUUGGCAUUUAAAAUGUGUUUAAUUGCAACAAGGUUGUUGUUUUCAGCUAUUACAAAACUUAAAAUACGAUUUGUAUAGAUAUAAAGUGAUGAACUGAUUAAACAAGCUCCUUGAUGAACAGCUAUAUAAUAAUACAGCUUACAAACUCUUAAACCAAUUAUUUUAAAAAAUCUAAUCAUAUAUUUAAAAUAAAAGAAGCAGAAUUUCAAAACUUUUACUUAUAAUUCAGUAAUCUACAUUUGUAUUGAUCCUCACAGAUUGCCCUGUGGAUGUUGGUUUAGGUAAGGGUGUCCAGUGUUGUGCACAGAUUUUUCGUCCUGACAGCAAGGGCUUUUGGGGGGGGUGGGUUGAGAGCACAGAGCAGGGCAGUGUGAGGUGGAUGUGAGCGGAAGGUGUCUCGGGUGGGAAUGGAGAAUGGAGGUGGGAGGCGGAGGUGGGGGAGGUUUGAGUCCAGCCCCGGUCGUUGGUGCAGUUGAUGGCUCUCACAGAGGCCGGUUUGUGGCCCUUUUGGGGUGAGAGUCGGAGGGAAAUAGGGGAGGGGGGGAGGCAGACGGGGUCUGUCUGCACACUGAGGUCUGUUGUGCUCUCUGCAGCCUCCAGCAUAUGGCCAAAGCAUUAGGACUCGACCAGGAAAAAAAAAACUUCCACUGAGAAGAGAGGCUGGAAAAGUACCUCGCACUCUGUCUGGGUGCAGGUUUUCAGACUGAAAGUGCGUCACGCCACCUUUGACUAGUGACACUGUGAAAUGUGUCGGCCUAUUUAGCUCUGUAUUUGUUAUCAACCAAAAGCGAUGAUGUAUUCAGCUGUUUAAUCUCUGUUUACUGUGAGCGUGUGUUUGUGCAUAACUUUGUCUGAUUACAGCUUGAACUCAAUUAAAUCACGGCGGAGACUUGUGGCCUCAAGACCAGCUGUUGUCAUUUUGAGGAAAAAAACAACAGAUGAAAAUGUGAAGUUCGGCCUGAUACAGCUCUAGACCUGUGGUUUGAAGCCAGACAGCGAGACCAGAAAUCUUUUGUUCUACAUCUGAUGGUUUUAACUGCCAUCACAUCCCGGACUGUGUAAUGAAUAAACCGCCAGCUUCAAACUGACCUGAUUGGCGGUCACGAAGGCGGUACGGUCAAGCCAAGCCUUUGAUGUUUUCCAAACUGCAAAACGUCUCUAUAAGUCCUCAUUGGAGGAAAAGAGGGCAGGAUGUGGUUGCACCUUCUUGGCAUGGUCUCCGGCUCCUAUGGCUCAAGACAGCCGCACGUUGGUGUAUAACCAGUUUCAACAGCUCAACGCCUUGUGCACAAGCUGCUUUGAUGCUGUACUUUCAGCUCUGUGUCACUGAUUUUUACAUGACUUGGAUGCCAGUGGUUCUUGUGAAUAGUUUGGGCCAGGAAGUUUGGCUUCCAGCAGUAUAUUAUCGCCAAGGGAUCCUUGAAUUCUCCAACCUCGGGCUGAAGUCAAGGAAAAUUUGUCUGACCUGAAGAAUAAGGCUAGAGCGAGCAGUCGGCUCUUGUAACCAGAGGAGCUGGUGGCCUGGUUUCUAAAAUGCAGAGUCAGUCUUUAAUAGUUGAAAUUUGACUCCCAUAGAUUCAGAGGUGCAGCUGUCAUCAUGAUCCCCUGAUACCUUCAGUGUUUAAAGGUUUGACAGUGCAGAAACCGUCUUAGAGUUCAUUGAAGUUCUCUGUCAAGCACCGGUGGUUCAGAGUCUGUACGCCAUCACUCUGCUUUGAAGUGCUUUGAUCCACUAUAUUGACGUAAAUUGGGGAGCAGCACGCUGGCUGUCCUGUUGUGCUUAGCAUAUGGGGUAAAUUUCUUCCAUGUGUGAAGCCCUAUGAAGUAGAGAUCAGUCUUUUCCAAAGAAAAAAAAAAAAAGGUGGGUAGAUCCAGAUGCGUUCAACGUUCACUCCCUCCAGGCAGAAAUUUGUUGAAUCAACCUUCUGCAUGCUACAUGAGAGACAGAUGCUUUUAAUUCAUUUCCUCAUGUUUUAUAGUUUCAGAGAAUUUCUCAUAAACCACUUUUUCACUUCCAAAUCGCGUGCGUCUGCCCACAUGUGAGUAAUAACUGCUAAUGACGAGGUAUUUCAUCAAAUGACAGCUGUGAUUCUCACUCCAGCAUUCAGUCAUAAUUCCACUCCAUGUUUUGUGCGAGUUUAGGGCCAAAGAGGAAGCGCUUUGGUUUCUUUGGCACACAACAAGACCCUACCCCCCCCUCCAAUUCAGGGAGUCAAAGUUUGCCUCUCGUGUUGCUUGUGCAAACAUAAAGUUUGGUGUUUCAUUUAAUUUUUUCCCUCCCUUGGAGAGGUUCAGAGAGGAGAGAGCCAGUUUGUGAAUCAUGGUGUGAGCUGCUCGCUGCGGAUCAGCAGAGUGAAGCCUUGAAGUGGUCUGCACGUCUCUGAGACAAAGUGAAGGAAAUCGUGGGGGUGUCUUUGCAGCAGCGACAAAGUGCAUCUUAAAAGUUCUGGUGUUGUUUUUCUUGCUUUUGAGAUAAGUCUGACGUACGGAGGUCGUUAUGAUGCAUUUGUUUUAGAGGAGGAGAAGAUAGUGUGAAGAUAAAAAGCACAUAAAGACUCCUCAGGGGGGUUGUUGUUUGUGUUCUGUACUGGAUGUGUAUGCACACAUCAUUUGUAUGUGUUGAAAGGAGAGGGGGGUCACAGACACAUCAACAGCAGGAGGCAGCAGACCGCCUAGUCUGCACGCUGUCCAUUCAGCAGAGCGCUUCUGAAAGGGGAUCCUGAGAGGGGGGCGGAGGAAGCAGACAGAGAGGGAGGGGGUUUGAAGAGUGCACGAGAGUAAGGAGGAAGAGGGGGUACAGAGAGAAAGAGACUACAGAGCGAGAGUGUGCAAACAGAAACUCCAGCCUCAGUUUGUCUGAGAGUUAGACUUCCCUGAACUUUUCUGAGGUGGUGAAGCAAAAACGAAAUGAAGGAGCUCUGUGUACACACCUCCCCCUCUUCCUCCACGUCUCCCGGAUGUCCUGCAGGCCAGUCCCCUGUGAGAUCAGGCCACUCUGGGACCCUCGGACCUCCACGCAUGGUGUCGGGGGGCUCCGCCAUAGACAUGGAUCCUCUGGGGUCUGAUUACGUGUCCAUGUGUCUGUUGGCAGAUGAAUCCUACCAGAAGCUGGCGAUGGAAACCAUGGAGGAGCUGGACUGGUGUCUGGAUCAGUUGGAGACCAUCCAGACCUACCGCUCAGUCAGUGACAUGGCCUCAAACAAAGUAAGAGACUUUAUGACCUCUUUAUUUGUAUUUGCACAUGUGCAAAAGAGUGCACAUGCCAAGUUUCUACGAAGUUUUGCAUCCAUACACCCAAUAAUGUGGCUUGAAAACAAAGAAUUUGUUUGGGUGUUUUAGCUAAAUAACAAAAUGCAAAAAAACUCCAGAAGUUUUUACUGUACAAGACUUUAAAUAUUUUUAAAUCAUUAAAACUGAAACAUUAAGAAGUCCAAGAGUUAAAAGGAUUUUGAGAAGAUGCAUUUUAAAGUUUGUAAUGUCUAAAUUGCAAGUUUAAAAAGUUGUCUCAAAGUAUUUUAUGCUCUUGAUUGUUGGUAUUAAUAAAAAUCUCUCCAAAUUUAAACCCUGAAUACUGUCAUGAUCAUCCCCAUAAAACCUCUGAGACACACAGCCUUCAGUGAAGUCAGAUUAAUUUCACUGGUAUAGGCACAGCGUACUUAUCUGCUAUCCGUUCAAUAUGAUGUGUUUGCUUUUCUCCAGUAUGUAAUCUGUAAUAUGAAGUCAGAGAGCAUGAUAUAAGGAUGGUGUGUGUUACUGUAUGUUAAUCUCUGACUCAUAUACAGCUGCACAGUUGAUCUUUGUUGCUGCAUGGUUCCCAGUUUGCACGGGGUACGCAAAAUGUUAAUUGCCUCGAGCCACACUGACGCACUUGCAAAGUAACAGCCGCUCUGUGGUCGGGCUAGAGCUGGCUUCAUUGUUUUAUGGAUGUCUUGUAUAAAGUAAUCAGCAGCAUUUAGUUUGCAUGCAAGAUGAGUGAGUUCCAGGUAUCUUUGAAUGCAUUCAAGCAGGAUUUCCCGGGAAAACAUUAGUCUGCUGCUCAUCAGUCUGUUUCAAUUAUUCAGCUGAGCACAUGUUACACAGCGAAGCUGAGCUGCAAAUGAACAUGCAUCGCAGUUUUAUUCAGCACACAGACAGCUGUCAUUGAUUUCAGCGUACAGUGAAUAUUGGCUCUGUUGUAAUGUUUACCUCGGUUAAACACUGGUCCACUUUCUGCAGUGACGUCAUCGCUAAAGGUCACUCUUGACUGACACACAUCAAUUUGGCAGACUACAGUUUAAGAUUAACAGUAAGUAAAGUGUCAUGGAAGGAAAGGUCAUUGUAAAAUUAAAGGUGCAUUUUACCAUUUUUUAACCCUUCAAAGAGCAGCAGUUACAGUUAUGUUGUUGUAGAUCAUAUUCACUCUGAAGCUGGUGAGCAAGCUAAUUGAAUGCACUUAAUAUAUUCCCCUUUAACUGUGAGACAGACAAGGUCAUUGUGACUGUAUCGCUUCUUUUAGCCGAGGAAGCAGCAAACGUUUGUGCAACAGGACUGACAUACUAAACAUUUCCUGUUUUUUAUACUAUCACAAUACAUUACACUGAAACAAAAACUGUCAAUAGGUACUGCGGCCGUCUGAUGGGUCUGAUUAAUUCCUUUUUCUCAUAAAGGACAGCUGGCCAAAUGCAUGAGACUAAACAAGGUUUCCUCAAGAAGCUGGCUUGAACGCACUCCCAGUAACUACAGUAUAGUGACUAUAAUAGCUGAAAUGCAUUACCUCAGAGUCUGUUUUUAUUCAAAUGAAACCAGUAUUCAGUUUAUUUGAGGAUUCUCUCAAAACAAGAGUGAAAUUAGAGAUUAUUCAAAUAACACCAUCCACUUUUUUCAAAAUUUCACAUGCAGUCGCUAAAGAACUAAAUAGUGCCUAAGCAAAGUGGAGCAUUUCAGUAAGUUAUGUGCUUUCUUAACAAGACUUGGAGGUCUGUAGUCAUGCUAUCUACUUUUUUAAGGCUGCAAUUCGGACAUAAGACCAGCUAAAUGCUAAGGUUAUCUUGCUAAAAUGUUAUAGUAUGCUAGCAUGCUAAUAUGCUAAUGAUAAAUGUAAUCAUAAAAUUGAUCCUGUUUAUUUGGCAAGAGCGUGAGUAAUUUAGCUAAAAUCCAGUUAUUUAUCUGAGGUUUAACGGCCACAUUCUUGAUCAAAAAUUAUAUGAACACCAAAGUUGGUGCAAUCCUCCGGAGGAUGGUACAAAUAUAUUUUCUAUUUUUUAAUCACAAUUUUAGUUUCUGUCAAUCAGUCCAACUCCUGCAAGUGGAUCUCUGUACAAAAUACCAUGUUUAAUAAAAAAGGGGUCAUUGUUGGAUAACCCUGCUGGUAUCCCUAAAAAGCUAAGCACUACAGUUUCAACCAUAAGCAUGAGAAAAUAUAUUUAUUUCAUAUUUUAAAGUAACAACAAAGAACUUCAACUUCUGAAUAAAACACUAUUUGAUAUGCUGAUAACAAUAGCUAUAAAAAUGGACCCCUACACUUUGCUUUGAUGCAAAUAAAUGACCUUCCUUUCAUAUUGUGUAAGUGCAGAACUGACAAAUUACAGUGCACAUUAUUACUCAACUCUGCAGACAGUGGAGACUGUAUGGCGGCGUCAAGUUAUAAACACCCUGGGUGGCAUUGUCCAUUUCCGUCUGUAUUCUGUGGUCUGACUGGGGGAGGAUUGGGCUGUGGGGUGUUUUCUGACUGUGACGGGUGACUGUGACCGUGACACCGGUUUCCUGUUUCUUUAUUUCCCGUGCCCCCUGCUGCCUCCUCUCCUCUUCUCCAUGGUUACCAGACGACAAUAGCUGUACUCCGACCGCGCAGGUUGAGAUUUCACUGAGAUCCGCGUCACUGGGACUGUCGGGACAAUGGGCACAAGGCCCUGCAGGCGCAUAGCAGCACAGCCGCCUGGUCAGGCAGGCCGGGCACAUUGUUUCUCAUGAGUCAGAGUUCUGUCUCUAUGACCCAACACCAGCACAGAGCAUUGUUGACCAACACUGUUUUUUGAAAGAACACGGGUCAAGAGUUUAUGAUGUUCAGCUCAGGAUUUGUCACUUCACAAGAUUGUUGUGCAAUUGCACAGAAAUUGCAAGGAACAUUUUAUUGGUUCAUAUGUUUUAUUGCAAAAUUGUCGUCAUAAACAGUCUAAUUAUCACACUGAAGUCGUAAUUCUGUGUACUCACCAUUAUUAUCAGAGGGUUUGUUCUGGCUAAUAACAGCUUUCUAAGGUUUGCUGUUUCUAAAGGGCGGUUUCAAUGGUAGAGUUGAUAUUGUUCUGAUUUUAAAGGUUGGCUGUUUGAUCCACAAGUGUCAUGGGAAAGUACAUUGGAUUACAGAUACUUCUGGAUAGAAUAAAACUGAUGAGUGCUUUCUAUAGGGCUGGGCGAAAAUAUACUGAUAUAAAAUUUACUACAUGAACAAACAUCAUUUUGCCCUUAUUGGUAUAUUUUGUGUCAAAAAAUAAUUAAAGAUAUCGUCCAUUUAUCGUUAUUGAAGCGAACUGCGCAAUAUAUUGUGAUUUUGAUUUGAGGCCAUAUUUCCCUGCCCUAACUUUCAAUGGCAGUUUCUGCCAUCAGACUUUGCAUGUGGUGUGAGUGGGUGAAUAUGUAUUAGUUCCAGAAGUCUAAAGGUCAUGGUGAAGGAAGUGACCAAAUUAUAGAGAGCACAAAAAACAAUAAGAAUUGAAGGAGGCUCUGAAGUGGAUCAAACCAUUUCAGAGGAAGAAUUGAAAACACUUAAAACUCACAUUUGGCUUAUUUUCUGCUAUAUUAUUGAUUUCUGCCAGCCAGUGUAAGAAGGCUGACAGUAUUUAGUGAGUGGGCUGUUAUUCAGUCUGGGUUUUAUUCCAGUAUAAUAACUCCUUCAGUCUACAUUAUCCCUGACUUAACUCAGAAUCCGCAGGCUUUUGCUCCUUCCCAUCGUUUAGAUGAUGUGAUGUUUGACAAAGAGCCCAUUUCUUCUCCGAGAGGAUGUAAUUGAACCCAACAUCGAACCCUGAGUGUCUCCUCUUUCAGCGUCCAAGGACGCAGGUGUAGCCGGGUCUACAGGGACCACACACCCUGUUGACCGCCAGCCUGGUCGCCGUGACCUCAGAGCAGGGGGGAGCUGCUUCCCUGCCCCCUCACUAUCAUUACCCUCGCCACACUAACACGCUGGAGCUGGUGACGGCCUUGCACAAACUCUGCCAUCUGAAUCCAGUUAGAGGAGGGUAGGGCUCUGUGGGUUAGCGUGCGAGUGAGCAAGCGAGCCCCCGAGCGGGUAGGAAACUUUAACUCACGUGUGGUCACUCUGACUUUGAAGCGCCGCCGUCUUUAGAGGGGAAAAAAUGACAGAAUUAUUGAAACAGAUGUAGUGGUGGGUUUGUAGCUGCAGCAGGGGUAAUGGACAUUAAAUUAUAGUGUUUUGAUUUGGUUUGACUGAAGCUGCAGUAGUGAUUAUGGUGCCUAAUUGUAAUUAAAAAGUUCAACCUCUGUAAUCUGAUGUGAGCAUGGAAAAUGAACCAGAAUGAAAGAGUUAAAUGAGAGCCACUUUGGCCCCUGACUUCUAGGAAACGUCUUUCUAGUCUUUCCCAACUGUGAAACUGGCUAAUACUGAACCUGUUUGCACAAUAAACAACCUUACAUGGAGCAGAGGAAGCAUUGGAUCACUAUGGUUUCUGUUAGAUUGCAAAGCCAAGUAUAGCAAAAUGAUAUUAAGCUUUGCAGUCCCAUUUCCACCUCUGUUCUUCCUGAAUGAAGACUAAAAUCACACUGCAAACCCUGAGGAAACUUUUAAAGACUCAUCCCAGAUACAUAAAAGUAGUCCGUGAUUUUCCCCCACAUUACGUCAGCUUAGCUCUCUAUUUAUCUUGCCGUCUGGGACUUUUCAGUGACGAGCUCAGGUAUGUUAAUUGUUUGUCGCCUGAAGCUAUUCCAGAAAGCAGGAUGUCUACCAGUAAGCCACUUGUGUGAAGUUCAGAGUAAAAAGUAGGAGGGGACACAUGCUCGGGCCUGUGCUAGAAGGAGGAGCCAUCCAUCUCCUGUUAGACAGAAGAGGCCGGUCAGUCAAGUCAGGCUUUAUCGCCAUACGUUUCCUGCCUGACUCCACUUCACAAAAGACUGUAUAGAGAGAGGAAGCAGGCUCACUCAAGAGGAGUUACUGCUCGAGAAACUGAACGGGAUUUCUUUCUUUUCUUUUUAGUUGUUUUUGAGGUUUUUGUAAAGUGACAAUGGGACUAUGUUGUUCUGAAAAGCAGGAGAAGAACUUUGAGAUGCUCACUGGUUGGAAAAAGGUGAGAAAGUUUUUUGUUUUCAUGGUGCAGCUGGAGUUUAGAGGGGUUUAUUCAAAAGAAAGUUAAAUAGUUUGAUGUCGAGUCAAAGGAUCAGGAAGUUUUAAAUAUAACUUCACUGUUUGAGUCCUUGCUCUUUGAUUUCUUUCUGAUCUUUUUGUUCUUAAAACUGUGGACAGAUUUCACUGAAAAACUGUGCAGAGUUUUUUGAAGUCAUUAAACUGAGUUCAGAUCCGAGUAGACUUUUGGCUCGAAGCCCAUGCAGGACAUUUGCAUGAGCACAGUGACUCCAGUGUGAUGUGGCUCACAAGCUUUGAAUAUUGAAACUUCAUGAGCCACAUCAGCUUAUCGCUUACCUAGAAUCAAGUCGAGUUUUUAUGUAACACGCGGAGGUUACCAAAGAAGAGAGUCUGUUCUGAGUGAGCACUAACGUAAAAGGAUGUAUGAGUGACCGCCGUGCGUUGAGUAAUCUCUAUUCUCCUGAAAACACUCACAGGCUUGGCGUCACGAUGUGAACGCACACUGUGUGUCUGAGCUGAACUAUGUGACCCUGUGUGACUGACAUGUGGCCUUGGAGCUCAUUCAUUCCCAACAGGUCACAAUAAUCCACACUGUUCUGCUGCUUCUCUCAAGAAUCAAUGACAAGUUUGCCUUUGAAUGGACUCAAGGCGUCUGAUUCCAGUUCACAUUUUUGUCCUUACGAGCUCCCUUUUGAUUUUUAUGGACAGCCUCUGGCACACUGCGUUUCUGAGCGCGGUCCAGGGCUUUGAAAGUGGUUUUCAAGUUUCACAGUCAAGUGGAUGUUUGCCGUCUGCUUGACAGCUAUUAGACAGCUGUUGAGACCAGAGACGGCGUGGUUCUGUAGAGAAAGAAAAGACCUCAUAAAGAAGUCCUGGCAAAAGGCUAACAAAGGCUGAUUUGCUUUUCUUUUUUUUUCUUUUUUCAGAACAGGAAAUUAGAAUCACAUUUCAGGAGACAGGAAAAAAAAUAAUGCACUAUUAUUCCACUGAACUCAUUAUAAAGAUUAGGAUGUGGUUUACAUCUGAGCAUCGCUUUUCUUGAAAAGGAGAGCUUUUUGUCAUCUGAAUCUGCAGCCUGACACAGCCUGCACUUAUGUUUUUAUACCAUUUAGCCCAGUUAUGUCACUCCAAAGCGCACACUGUGCAUUUACUGUGUGUGUGUAAAUGUGCGCUUGUUCAUGCCCGUGUGUGUGUGUGUGUGGAUGUAUGUGAUGCAAUGCAUUUAGAGUGGGGACCACCGUGAGAGCAAAUGAAGAGGGGGCCAUGUGACUCUGUUGCCAUGGCGUUCAGGUUGUCGUCCAAUUGGUGGUACACUGGUGGGUGGCAGACUGAAAACUCUCUCAUCUGUCGUCUUCUAGUAUGUCUUUUUUAUUAUACACAGAGCGGCUGCUGCAGAGAGGCACAGGCACGCUCUGUUUUAGGGGAAAAAUAAAAAAGCACAAAAAAAAAAAAAAAAUGAAAUGAGCUGUGCGGUGGAAUGUGCACACAAGCUUAUGAUAAAGACCCAAUCUGGUAAAUUAAUACCCUGCGUCUCCUCUGCCAUGUGAUAAACACAGCAGUGCUUUGAAGACUCACAUUGCGCACUCUGCGUCGGAUCUGUUCUGCAUUACUGAGCAGGGGGAGCGCAUGGGGAAGGAGGGGGAAAGGAGGGAAGGGGGUUGCAGAGAGUAGAGGAGAAAGGGAGAGAUAAGGGGGGGAUUCUCCAAACUCCUGUUUUCUGCAGUGCUGUGCAUGGCUCAGUCUUCUGUGAGGGGAGGGAGGCAGAGAGAGAGAGGGAGUGAGUGAGGGAGACAGACUCCAUCAGUCUCUCUGCCACAGGGGACUCUACAGCGAGAGCUCACCCCCUCCUUCUCCUUGUCUCACUGCAUCCCUCCGUUCCCUUCCCUUCCCUUCGUCUUAGAGUCUUCCUCCCUGCUUUGUUCAACCCGGGCUGAGGGAAGGCUGGAUUUCCCCCUAUCGUGUCACUGGAUAACGCUUGGAUUGUGAUUCAAAAGACUGACAGGAACGGUUUGAACCCGAGAAAACAAAAGGAAAUAUUGAUUGCUUCGAGGGGGGAUUCCAUCACUCCGCCAGCGGCUUUGCAAUCUGGGGAAAACAGAAGGCGACGAUAUGAAGAGGCAAAAUUGGUCGAGGAUGUAGUGUAGGGGUCUGCCGCAGCCCCUUUUUUGGCGGUUCAUCUGGGGCGUUUUCUUUACCGCAGUCGAGUGUCAAGGUGGGGAUUUGGUGGCGUUUGGCGCUGCAGGUUGCAGGGCUGAGCGCAGCCUUGGGUUCCACUCAGAGAGGAGCGUACAGGGCUUCUGCUGGGGAGCACCAGGGGCUCAGCACAGCUCAGCACCAUGCCUGAGGCCAACUACCUGUUCUCUGUGUCCUGGGGAUACAUAAAGGUGUGUCCUAUGAAGGGAUGGGACCGUGUGUGUGUGUGUGUGUGUGUGUGUGUUUGUAUGUGCAUGCAUGUACAGUACAUCCAAGGCGUCUAACUGCAGCAGGAAGUCGUGUCAGAUUUGACACAAAUAUUUGUAUUUGUGUAUUUCUUGUUCAGUGGAGACGUGCAUUGUUACGUUUUGCACCUCUGAGAAAAAAGACAGCAUAAGCAAUAUUUUUUUAUAUAUUAUGCAUUGUGUUUGUUUGGUGAAAUAUGAGACAGUCAUGUGUCACAGUGUCUUACCAAAAUCAGCUCCAAGGAGACAUAAACACAACCUUAUAUGGCACAUGAAAAAGCAGGCCGUGUUCUCAUGGGACACAUAUCUCAGUAGGAAAUAACAGGAAAUGCUUAAUUCCUCUGCUCGGAAAACGGCUCUGAUAUGAUGUCAUGAAGAUGUGUUCCCCUAUAUAAGUCAUCUAACCUCAUGUGUGUUUUAUCUUUUCCCCUCCAGUUCAAGAGGAUGUUAAACCGGGAGCUGAGCCACCUGUCCGAGAUGAGUCGAUCAGGGAACCAAGUGUCAGAAUACAUCUCCAACACCUUCCUAGGUAAGCAGUCCACCACAUAGAUACUCACACAAACACUCACUCAGAGUGAUCAUAUUUACUACAUGCACAGAGUCAGUGGAGAGCCAAAAUGAGGCGACAUCCUUCAGGAAUCUGUCAGCGUGUUUGUGGCAGAAGUUGUGAGGUCACUUAAAGCAUGUGUCAAGUACCUGGUGUGCUACAGCGCUCUCAAACCAGUCUGAUCUGGUCUGCAGGGGAGACACAGAGAGUCCCCUUGCUCCAGCUGCAGGGGGGGAUGAAGGGAGGACACGGGUGGAGGACGGGUUUACAGAGAGAAGACUCCCUUCUAGAAAGAGCGAGAUAGUGUUUGUGUGCGCGCUUAGUGCCAUCAGGUCCUCAUGGGUGCUGCAUAUUUCAUCAGGAGGACAGCAGUAGUGUUUCCUUGUCUUCAUGACUCACUGCCAGUUGGUCUGCCCCUCAGGUUUUCCACCUUCCCAUCAAACUUAACACCCUCAUCCACUCAGACAAGGCAGCUCAACAGGGCCAUGUGCAAACUGAUGCCCUGCUCCUCAUCUUUUUGCUCUUGAACAAACCCAAAGAGGUCACAGUGAGGGCUUGAUGGUGUUAAAUAAAAAGGCAGUAAGAGUGCUGCAGUGAGGAAGAGAUUUCUGCACUUAAACAGAAGAGCACACAUACGCACAGAGAGGAACUUGGUUUUUCUUUGAAGCUUUGUGGUUCAGUUGUCAUCUGCAUUGCAGCUCACACCUGUCAGGUGGAGUGAGAUCACUUUCUUCCUGUGCUCUGUGGAGGAUGCAGCGCAGAUACAUCUUUUUUAGUCACACUGCGGUGUGUUUGCGGUGCACUAAUACACACUGGGGGAGUCUUGCACGCUGUCAGCUGCAGAGAGUGUGACAUGCACCAAACAAACCCACAUACUGACAUGACGUCCAGACUUAAUGAGCCCGCCUUCCAUGAUUCUGUGGAUUGUUGUUGCAGUGUGACUCAGUUUCUAAGAACACGCUGGAGCUUUUUCUGAUUUUUCCUUUUGUGUCCUACAUCAGAGUUUAACCCCCGUGAACUUUCCCAAAUUUCACAGACUCAUUUUAAUGUUUACUGUUAGGUUCACAAACAAGAGCAGCACCACAGAGCAGAGAGAUAAACCUGCAGAGAGUUGAUCAGGGUUUGAGGUUUUAAAGCAAACUCUUAUUUGUGUUUAGAAUAUCUAGAAAUAACACCUCACAUUUUAAAUUUUCAAAUAGUUUGUUAAUUACAUUUGACCCCAGGGAGGUUGUUUAACUGAACACAAAAAGUUUUAAGGGGUUCAGAUAUAUUCAGGGGGUUGUAUUAUCUUCUGAGUUGUUAUAUCUCUUUUACUGUCUUUUAAUGUGUGUUUAGUUAUUUUAGCUGCGAUUGCUCUCGCUUUUCUGCUGUCAACUGAUGUUUAUUUUCCGCUGAGAAACUGAGGGACUGUUUGUUAAUUAAAUAAGUGUAAGUGCAGCCUCAGAGUGUUGUCACGCAGGCGUGAGAGGUCAACUGUCCCCACGUGUUUACUCUCUUCAUUCAGUCUAGUGUGUGAGGCACAGUCCAGUAACACCUACUCUGGUCGGAGUUUCUCUUCGGAGUAAAUGAAAAGUGACGUUUUUUUUAAUGUUUUUUGAAAUUUUCUCUCCCUUUAGACAAGCAGAAUGAACUGGAGCUUCCAUGUCCGGUCCCUAAAUCGAGGGAGAGGAAGAGGAGGCAGGGCCAGCAGCAGCAGCACCACCAACAGCAGCAGCAGGGUGGGAUGAUGACUCAGAUCAGCGGAGUGAGGAAGGUCAGCCACACGCCCAGCAUCUCUGGAGGAACGGGCAACCGCUUUGGGGUCAAGACGGACCAGGAGGAGCUGCUGUCGAAGGUAAGAGACGAGCAGAUAGAACGGCAAAGAGAAAAAAAACAUGAGAAAUGGGUGACAGCAAACUCAAGGUUGUCUCUUCUCUCUAUCAGGACCUGGAGGAUAUCAACAGAUGGGGCCUGAAUAUCUUCAAAGUGGCCGAGCACUCCCAUAACCGACCGCUCACAUGCAUCAUGUACACAAUCUUCCAGGUCAGUGUCGCCAUUCUCCUCGCGGUCACUCAGAAAGAGCCUGUAAAAAAGUGUGAAAGUGUUCCUACUUACGCUCACAGCUGCAGGGAUUGAAAGUAGAUUUCAGUGGUCAGUUGAAGAUAACAUUUCUCAAAAGUACAUAAAAACAAACAUGCUGCAGGAUCUUGAUCCCACCCUAAUGUUGUUGUUGUUUGUCUAAUUUUCAUCCUCUUGUGUCACAUGCAGGAGAGAGACCUGAUGAGGACGUUCAAGAUUCCAACAGACACCUUUGUGACGUUCAUGCUGACCCUGGAGGGACACUAUCACUCGGACGUGGCGUACCACAACAGCCUGCACGCCGCAGAUGUAGCACAGUCCACACACAUCCUCCUGUCCACCCCUGCGCUUGAUGUGAGCCACUUUCCAUGCUUUACCUCACAGUCUUUUGUCUGUUUCAUUAAUUGUCUUAAUUAGUUCUGAUGAAGAUGUUGGCACUCAAAAGUUUGGCAGUAAGGCCCACACCUUUUCUCAGUCCCUCUAUUAUGUUUUAAUUAGUUUACUGGCAUUAACGUCAGCAACGCUGGCAUGUCUUUGAAACUGAAGGCGGAGAGGAUGACACAUAAAAAGAGCGGCCUCAAAAAACACUCGCCUGCCACCUUGUUCAGCCUGUUUGUUUCCUGUGGAGCUCACCUGUUUGUUUUCUUUUCUCUCUUUUGUCUGAAUGCAGGCGGUCUUCACUGAUCUGGAGAUCUUGGCGGCCAUUUUUGCUGCAGCCAUCCAUGACGUGGACCACCCAGGAGUAUCCAACCAGUUCCUCAUCAACACCAGUAAGUCCUCUUUACUGGUUUUUCACCACCUUCAUUUAUUUAGUCUACAUUUACAAAACAGGAACUGAGUGCAUGUCUUUAAGGGAUCCGUUUCUGAGCAUAACGCCACGCUGGGGUUUUUUUUUUUCGGGAUGUUGCAAGGUUGCCAUGGUAGCCAAGCCUCAAAAAAAGUAGAGCUUGUUCUGAGCUUCCCCUCUCUCCUCUGUCUGCAGACUCUGAGCUGGCUCUCAUGUACAACGAUGAGUCAGUGCUGGAGAACCACCACCUGGCUGUGGGCUUCAAGCUGCUGCUGGAAGACAACUGCGACAUCUUCCAAAACCUCAGCAAGAAGCAGAAGCAGACACUGCGCAGGAUGGUCAUAGACAUGGUGAGCGAACGUCUGCGUCUCAUAUUAGCUUUACCGGUAAUGUCUCGAUUUCUUCAUUUCCUUCAUUCUUACACCGUUCUCCAUCUGUUCUCAUUUUUCCAGGUUUUGGCAACAGACAUGUCCAAACACAUGAGCCUGCUGGCGGAUCUGAAAACGAUGGUGGAAACCAAGAAAGUGACGAGCUCUGGUGUCCUGCUGCUAGAUAACUACACAGACAGGAUGCAGGUAAGAGGCACGCUUCCACACACCGACACAAAACAGACCGUCUGAGAAAUGCAACAUGUUCAAUUAUUCAUGUUUCUCUGCAGGUUUUGCGUAACAUGGUUCACUGUGCAGACCUGAGCAACCCCACCAAGCCUCUGGAUCUAUACCGGCAGUGGACGGACAGGAUCAUGGACGAGUUCUUCCACCAGGGAGACCGAGAGAGGGAGAGAGGGAUGGAAAUCAGUCCCAUGUGUGACAAACACACAGCAUCAGUGGAGAGGACACAGGUACAGAACACAUAAUAUAGAUAUUUAAAAGACUUUUAAAUAAAUAUGUUAUGAAUUUUUUUUUAAUCAGUCCUUAUCAAAAAAGUUUAAAAUCUGCCCAUCCAGAAAAAUUAAAAAAAUAAAAGUUGUGAUUUCUCCCAACAUCCUCAACAUUUAAAAUGAUUUUGUUUUUCCUCCUUCAGGUUAGUUUCAUUGAUUACAUCGUCCACCCCCUGUGGGAGACGUGGGCUGACCUGGUCCACCCUGAUGCCCAGGAUAUCCUGGACACACUGGAGGACAACAGAAACUGGUACCAGAGCAUGAUCCCUCAGAGCCCCUCCCCUCCCUUCUAUAGCAGCGAUGGAGAAGGGGGCCCACACGGGGAGCUGGAGGGACCCCCACCUAGUAAAUUUCAGUUUGAACUGACGCUGGAUGAUCACGACGGGGACAGAGACGCUGAGGAGGGUGGGAUGAUGGAGACGAAUGUGGCACUCCAAGACCCUCCCCCAGAAGAGGGCGGGGUGGAAAUGACGACAUGCGGCGUCUCACCUGAGGAAACAUAGCUGGACUGACGGCGUUGACGUGCUGCUGGUUUAUGCUGUUUUUGGCUGAAUUCAUUUUAUUGCAGUGGAGAAAUCCUGCAAUCUGGCUCUUUGGAGCUGCCUGGCAAAGAGGGCCUGACUGACUGUAGGGCACCCAUGCAAACAAGGCUAGGAAACCCUGUGGCAGUUUGUUUAGAGCCCCCCUGAAAGGGAGCUGGAGGAGCAUAACGUCCGCUCUUUCAGAAGGGACUACUGUUGGACGGUGAGGCUGAGUCUUUGCUCUCACAAAGAAGGUGAAACGGAUGAUCUGUGUCUGAGUACCAGGACUGAUGAAAAACUUCCAAACUUGCACUUCAGGACGUUUUUAUGUUCAUUCAGAUUCUUUGUAUCGUGUCAGAAUCGGAUGUCACCUGUUCAAGCGUCCAACCAAAACUACUUGUCCGCGAGUUCUGUGUAACCAAGUAGUUUCUUUUUUAUCACUUGUCUAAAAAAUAAGGUGUGUGCCUUUUUUUUAACAACUGUGUUUUUUGUAUAUGUUUUUAUAAUUUAUUGAACACAUUUAUGUAGCUGUAAAAAGUGUCAAAUUUUCUACAACGCAGACACAACUGUCUCACAGUCUUCCUGAUGUUCCUGCAAUAUUAUAAGCUUGUUCUUAAGAAUGGUCCGGUGGAUGUAUAUUUCUAAAAUCAGACAACUUCCCAGCACAAUUUGCACUUUGUGGCAGAGGAGAGCGUGAUAAGCUUCAUUGAUUAAAUAAACAUGCAAAACCAAAAGAAAAUUAGGUUUGAUUCAUCCAGCUGUUUUCUAAUGAUUCAUGCCGUUGAGUCCAAAAAAACAUCCAACAAUUCAGAAAAUCCAAAUCCAAAGAUUGUUUAGAGUAAGCACUUUGAUGAUUUCACUGCCAUCCCUGAAAAGUUUAAUAUCAUGCUGAAGAGUAGCUCAUGUUAUAUAAGUUAGACUUAAAUCAAAACCCCAAUUUUGUAGGUUAGUGAAUAGUUCGGUUAAGUAAAAAGUCAAAUAUAGUCUUUUUCUUAGUAAGAAACCCUCAUUUGAUUUUGUACAGAGCUAUUUCAUUAUGGGGAAUCUGUUUCCACUGUAAUUCUCAUUAGCUCUCACAAACACACUUGUUGUGACUGAAAGUAAUUCAUUCAUCAUUGUGUAAACACCGUGACUCAUCUUGACCUUCUGAAUGGCUGUAAGACUGUGCGCACAUUAGAAAAAGAGACACACCUGUUAGUGAUGAAAUCUUAAUUCCAGCACUUUGAAAAGUCGACACUUCAGCAGCUGGUUGCUGAUCUGUCCAACACUACCUUAAAGGUACCGCGUGUGAGGUGCAACCUUCAGAAUAAAAGACUCUGUCAUGUCAUUACAUGAUAUAUAUAUGUGUGUGUGUGUGUGUGUGUGUGUGUGUGUGUGUGUGUGUGUGUGUGUGUGUGUGUGUGUGUGUGUGUGUGUGUGUGUGUGUGUGUGUGUGUGUGUGUGUGCGCUUGAUGAGAGAGUGUGUUAGUGGUCACAGAGUUGCACAGUAUCGUUGACCAUUCAGCUGUUUGUAACAGUCUAUUUAUUAUCUUAUUCUUGUACAUGAUAAUAUUGGUAUUGAUUGUUAAUAUUCCCUGUAUAUUUGUCAUUAUUUAUAUGGACUACCACAUGUCACAGUCUGACUGAACUUGUCUGGUGGUUCUGAUUUAUUGUACUCAACAAGCUACUUUGCUAUAAGACCAUAACGUGAAGUUAUGCAGUUAAACUUUGACGGUUUGAAAUGUAACGUUUGUACAGUCUGAUGAUCCAACAACACCUCGUGUGGGGUGCAGAGGAAGUUUUCGUCUCAUGCUCCAGGUGGAUUAUGAAGACUGACUAUGUGCUGCAGUAGAUUGUGUACGGUGACGGGUCAUUGUACAGCUAAAGGAGUAUUUGCUGAAAUAUAUAACAUGUUUCAAAUAUAUUUUUUCAGUGUUUCCUCACAAUAUAUUGUAAAACAGUGUAUGUUGUGCUCAGCAAAUGUUUUCUAUCAGAUUAUUAAAAUGGGCAUGUAUUACAUGAG
This is a messenger RNA of Xyrichtys novacula (pearly razorfish), 63405 nucleotides long. NCBI's taxonomy places the organism in Eukaryota, Metazoa, Chordata, Actinopteri, Labriformes, Labridae. The record is from the annotation of a GenBank genome assembly.